CAAUCUGCGAUUAGAGACCAACACACUCAGUCACACUCCCACCCACCCCGGACUCUAUUACCCACUGACCAAUUCUUCAUUCAUCUCUUUCACCGUCCCUUAAACAGCGCUAAACUGGAAAGCCAAUUCAUACUAUUUCUUCCUCUUCGCCAGUUAAAGGGACACACCGAAUUUCAACGAUAAGGUGAGGUUUAUCAUCCGUGUUUUUCCUCCGUCCGUGUGUGUAACAUUAGCUCGCUUGGUGUCUCACACUAACGUAUGUUCAGUUGUGUGUUAUCGCACUAAUGUGUGUCGCUCGUGCUAACGGCUAAGCUAACCGUCCUCUGCUAAACUGGUAGCAUCCUUUUCAGACACUUGCCUCAUUGAAACGUUAUCAGCUCCGGGAGUUCAACACGACGAAAAAAGCAACUGGAAAAGUUGUUCACAAAGUAGAUAAUGCUUCUUCAGAUGUUUCUUUCAAUGAGGUAGUCGAGGACAUGAGCGUUAUUGUGUUGAAGUUGUAACUUAGUGAGAAAACGGUCGGAGAGUUGAGUAAGUAACGGUUUAAAUGUCACCGGUUACUUGGCACGGAGAGGAGAAGAGAGGAGAGGCAGCUCAGUCUUUACCCCACAGCGUGGAUAUUUUCUUUGUUGCCAAGCUGGUCCACUCUGCUGGUCCACCGUUUGUCCAAAAAAAGAUUUUAAUGAACAGGUGAUGAAAUAAACAUGUGUCCCAUUAUUGGUUUUAGCUGUAAGCCCUCAUUUUAAGCGCUGUAUAACUAGUGUCAGCAGCCUAUAUUGAUGCUUAUUGGGUUUCAGUUUACAGCAUGUUAAAUUACCAGACUCCUUGAUUCAGCAGAGGUGAAAGUGUACCAUCUUCUUCAUCUCUUCUUCUCACAUGCAAUGAUUAGUUAUCAGUGUUAAAGCCGGGGGGCAGUCUGCUGCAUGUCUCCCCUCUAUCUUCUUCAGUGUUUUGUUGCUGCCUCUCAAAAAAGGAAAGCGCAGCUAAUGCUGCAGCUGCGGUCUGAGCUGAAUUUUACCCUUUGAGAUUAUGACAAUACCCUCCAUUUUUCCGCUUUCAUAUUAACAACAAGGCAAUCGCCAUCUUGAGGUAUUUAAAUGAGCUGUGCUCUAUGUAAGCGACGUUAAUGUACAUGUCAAAGUUUUGAAACUUUGCAGAAGGACAAAUCUGAAUGAUGCGUCUUUGUUUUGUGGUGAAUCUGAAAUUAAAGCAACGUUUUAUUCCCAAAAUGAGGUUUGAAGUUGUGAGGAGUUUGAUUUGACAAUUGAGAUUUCAAGUCAAAUUUGUAAUCUUGCAUAAAAAAGCCUAUUCUGUGUCAAAUUUACAGUGUAAUCCUGGAGAUUAAGUUUUUGAACCCUUUACUGAAUCUGUCUGCAAAAGCACAGUAUGAAGCCAAAGCAGAAAUCAGGGCAUAUGGAGAUUGCCCUGAUUUCUCUCAUGUACUCUUCAUCCUGUGCAUACAUUAUCUUUAUUGUAAGAAACCCUCUUGACAUGUAAUCUGUCUUUCAUUUUACAGAGACACACACAAAGUUGUGCUGUGUUUUUAAGUGCCUGGCCAAGGGCAAAUCUGCUUUUAGAGGCUGAUGCACUAUUGAAAUGAAACAUUUCAGGGUGUUUCAAUGUCCCCACUUUUGUUUGUGGAAAAAUCCAUAAAAGAUGAGAACCUUUAGCAUAAAAAUUAACUCAUAUCAAACUUGGUCAUGAUGGCAUCAGUCACAGUGUGUUCCAUUAAGUUAUGUGCACAGUUUGGUUUAUUGCAACCAGUGGUGUGAACGUGUCAAUUUAUUGUCUGUCCUCUUUCGUUUGCUAUCAUAAGUGACAGAAAGAAAAUAGCAUGUACUCUUUGCACACACUGCUUCAAGUGAAAAGGCAGUAAACUGGUUAAGUCCAUCAUUCAAAUGGCUUCAGUAGCCAAGGCAGUGCGAUAAAUCAGAUCACAGCCUUGAUGUGUUAUGCAUGCAUCCAGUAACUGCCAAUGAAUCAAAACACAGGUAGAAGGUCACUAAAUUUGCCUCAUAUUUAUUCAGAGCACAUGUCCUUGAAAACCUCUGCAGAGAGAACAAUGUUGAAGUGCUGUGUACUGGGAUUCUGAUAAUUUAUGUUAAUAUUUUAACAUUGAGAAAGAGGAGAGUCAGCAGCUUGGCAUUUGAAUGUUAAAAAUAUUGAAGGGUUUUGUUCUGCAGGCUCCAAAUGCAAAUGUAGGACAGGGUUUGUAAAUGAUUCGAAAGGGCACUAUUACGUGUAAGCAGCCUUUACAUUCACAUAAAAAAUUAAAAACAAUAAUACCAAACAAUCAUGAGCAUUAAAAUGUUAUUCUAAAUUCUAGAUCUUUAAUGCAGCAGCAUAUCCAAAUCACAAUUUCUUAUCAUUUUUAGAUUUUUCUGCCUGAGCUCGAGGCCUGUGGCAGUGUAAAUCCAGGUGUCUCAUAUCUGAUCUAUUUCCUCACCGUAACACCUUUUACCCUUUGUCUUUUGGAAGAUCAAAGCUAAACAGGCAGGACUGCAAAUAAUUGUAUUUUCACCUAUUUUCACCCACUCUCUUUCACUCUUACCCUUUCCACGAGUUUGCACUCAUUAAUCAAAGGUGCCGCUCUCCCGCUGAGGGCUGAGCAGGUUCAUCAAUUUGGCAGACGGCUUGCUGUAAGGAACGGUGCAGAGGCUCUUAACACACAAGCAUAAAUAAAUCUACAGUCUUUAUAUGCAAGGCCUGAAGGUUAAUACUGUAUAAUGCAAUGUACCCUCUUUGUCUGUUGUGAUUGAUGUUUUAAAACAUGUAAGGCUUGACGGGAGUCCCUUUUUGUAGGUCAGUGUUGACACUUUAUGAUUGGGUGAGCUCGAGGGGGGCAGUGGCACGAGGGAGGUGGAUUAUUAGGAAUAUGUCAGAGAGAUUACUCUUUUUCACUCAUCUUUCUGGUCUAUUUUCUCUCUCCACCCUGGAGAUGCUUGUCGCAGUGCUUUAUUUGAACCAAUGAUGCUUUAGAGAUUGAAGUUCCCCUGCUGUGUUGAUGGAGCUGAUGUUAAAAACGCUCGUAGUCUGCUCUACUUUUGAGGUUGUUUAGUAUUUAUUUGCGUCCUGUGCUGCAGGAUAUGCAGCUUGGCUGAGAAAGAAUAAAUUUACUCUGAUUAAGACCAACCUUUUUUCCAUUUUCUUUUCUCAACUACUGUAUAGCUCUAUUUAAACAAAGACCAACCUCAGCAUCCCCCUUUUUAUUGAUCCACAUGCAUUUAAAAUCUGGUCACUGCUGCCACAAAACACUUCCCAUUGUUAUUGUCGUAUGCAGCUGCCGCAGCUACAGUUUUCAAUAUCACACCUUUCAUCAGCGCUGCCUGACUUAUCAGAACAAGAAAGUUAUAGAAUCAGCAAAGACAAAAAUCUAGAGAAUCUUAUAGAUUACAUACUGUGUAGUAUAGGACAGGCUGUGCAUGUUCCUUUGUAAGCUAUGAGGGAUUUGCAACGUUGUCCUUGACCUAUAAAACAUUUGCUGAAGAAACAACAAAAUUACAGAUCCACUUUUUAUAUACACACAACUUUGAAGAAACUUUUUUUUUUCUGUGGAGUGCCUUUAAAAAGUUUUAGCUGAGUGGCCCGAAUGAGUCAGUAGUUCCUUGAAUGCUGUCUGUAACCAUCUGCUUCCUGUUUUAUCUUUUAAUUUAACAUAUCUGAAAAAUCUUGGUAACGGCCCCCAAUAACCAAAUCAUAAAACCCAAAUGAAAAUGCUUUAUAUUGACUGAUUUUGUGGGGGAUUGUACUGAUUAUGCUACUUAUGCAGACAAUAACAAAUAUUAAAGUUCACCCUGACCUCUCUAGUUAGAUGAAACACUUAAACCUUGCAAUACAGGGAGUAUGAAGCAUGAAAAAGAGCCCCGUUUCUGGUACUGUUUUGGAACAUGUUAGUUUAUUGCUCAUUAAGCUGUUAGUGUUUUGAAGCUUUUUUGCCAUUCUGUGUCGUCUGAACAAUGAUUUGGAUCCAUACAAGCACAGCUGAGUAACAUGAGGACACUCAGUCUUGUAAAGUUCAAAAACAUGUUGCAACAUCCAAUUAUUAGGAACUGGAGGGUGACCUUUUCCCUGCUGAUGUACAUUCAUGAGUUGGUGACAGUAAUCUCUUUUGCACCAAGAGUCACAGCAUAAAAAGGUGUAGAUGGAAAGAUGACAUAUAACAAGUGUUGCUAUUGAUCUGAGAGUGUGAAUCCAUUGUUGUUAAUGUUUUAAAAGAUCUUAUGUUUACUGUUCAUAUUUACACCACGAUUUAGGAACUGUAGAAAGGGAGUUUUUUCCAUUAUUUUUACUUUUAAUGUCUAAAAAAAAGGAUUAUUUUUUCCUGGUAUGCUUGAUUGAUGUGAAAUCAAUGACCCCCUGCUUGAUAGAUGUUUGAUAAAUGGCUGGGUCAGAAUGAAAUGUUUAACAGCUGUCCAAAUAUAUUGUCCUUGAAUUGUACCAAUAUGGAUUAACUUCAUUAAAAGUCAAAUAUAGUUAAAGAUGGUGAAUUUUAGACCAAAUACCCUCAGCAGAAGUAAUAGCCUACUUUGUCAUAACUAAAUUUGUACAUUUCAAACAAAAAGUUAGAAAUAGAAAUAAAGAAACAGCUUUCAGGGAUGGCAGUUGGUCAAGCAGUUUAAGCAUGUACCCCAGUUACAGAGGAUCUUUGUUGCUGGGUCAUCCCGAUGACCCUUUGCUCCAUGUCACUCCCUAUUUGCUGCAGUUUAAAUUUCUCAACAGAGCAAACUGGAACCAGAAGGUAGAAUGGCUCCUGUUUUUCUUCUUUCUUUCUGUUCUUAAUCAAGGAGGUUUCUUCGAAGUAUAAGCUACAUCAUAAAUCAAGUCAAGCAUUGUUGAGCUAAAAAGCAGUGCUUUCCUACCCAGCAUGUGUACAUUUUACUUACUGGAGGGUGGCCUAGGUAUAAUAGUCAUUAAUGUUCCACACCGUGUUAAUGCAAACAGUUGAAGCCGAAGCCUGCCAUCAGAUUAAUUGGUGCUAAUGUAGUGAGUGAAAGUACUUAGCAGAUUUAUUUUUGACUCAGGAGAGGAAUACUGCAAGCACAUGAAGAACAGCAGAUAAAAACUGUAAGUUAAAGCUAAAAAUCUAUAUAAUAUUUUUCUGCCAUAGUGAAUGGUCAUAUCCCAUGGCAGAAAUUCUCUUAUAUCAUGCAGACCUGGUAUGCACAUCAAAAUAUAUAUAUGGUGUAGAUAUUUUUUCAUAUCAAAGAUCACAAUGACAGUUUUCUAAGUACUGUGCAGUCCUACUGAACUGUAAUGGCCAAAGACUCAGAUGCUUUUGAAAUUUUUGUGGUUACAUUCCUUUAGAUGUAAAAACCUGCAGGGAGUGUUCAUUGUGUUUAUGUCUUUCUUUGUCCAUCAUGUCUCCUCCUAGCAUACAGUUGGUUCUGCUGUCUGCAACCUGGUCACAGUCAGGUGACUAAAUGAGUUGUAUGUUCAGAGCAAAUGUCUUACCUAGAAAAACAGAGCACCUGUUUACUAAUCAGUAAAUAAAAACCAUGAUUUUUGUCUUAUAAGACUGGAGCUUAUCCUUAAAUUGGCUUGCAGCCAUUUUCAGGCAAUGAGGAUAACACAACAGCUGAUAGAAUUCAAAAAGCUCCUCGCAAAAAGUCUCCCCAAACAUAAGGACACCAGCCCUUUUCCUUUAGCAGUCGUAUAAUGUGAAAAAAAAAAAAAGUAAUGAGACAUAAGGUGAUCAGACAAUGUGAACAUAAAAAAAAGAGUUGAUUAAAUAUUUUUUUUCCUGUAUAAUAUUUAAUUUUAACUAAUAACUUAGAAGUCAAGAACCCCGAACAGCUAGUUAUAGAUACACUGCAGUGGUAAGGCUUGAAUGGGAUCAGACUUACAGUACAGAGCAUGUCUCCAAUAAUAUAAGGCUGGAGUCACACUCCAGACUUCAUGAUUUAAACUGAUGUAUGAAGGUUUUGGACUGAUUGGAGCUGACCCAUAUUCUGUUUUAUUUACAAUGAUAAAUGGUGAUGUAUAUUUAGUAUAUAUGGUUUGGCAGGCCAGCAUUGAUUGUGGUUAUUAGAAUAAAUGUUAAGUCGAAUGUUAAAAUGCAAAGGACUGCUUAUUUCAAAAUACGAACAAUUGGGUUGAACUGCAUUUCUCAAGGUCAUUUGGUUUAUCCAAGGUCAAAAUAUCAGCCAUAUAGCAGCUACUGUGUAGUAGACUAUAGUCCUGUUUGUGCUGUUGUCGUGUCCCUUUUGCUGUCUUUAGUUGUCUGAAGUUUGAUUUGGAUAUUCAUUCCCCACAGGUCCGUCCACAUUACCAUUUUUAUUUCAUUUUUAUGGAACUUUCAAAUAAGAUGCUGAACGAGUGAAUCGAUACAUCCCAGCAAUAAACCUGACUGUCUUUGUCUUAUGUUUCAGGUCCAGGAUAGGGAUGUCACAGAGCUGAGGAGGACACUCUCCGACAGUAAGUGUUUGGUCCCAUCAGCUACCAAUCAUCCACCUCUGCCUUGAUGCUCUCCGAAAUGCCUUUUUUUCGGUUUUUGCAGGGGAAAAGCAGGUUUUCUUUGUUAAAUUGGAGAGAGUAUCUAAUGAAUGGUAAUACUGGAUUUAGAAGCCCACCUCAUUUUAAAGUAUUAUUUGGAUAUAGGAUUAAAAUUUUCCAAUUAGCUUAAGAUUGAACAAAGUCCCCCUUUAUGAAAUUAGUUUGUGCUGCAUUACACUUUGCUCUCAUUUUUUGUGCAUCUAAUUAAAUCCCGUCUUUCUUAGAAUAAGGCUUCAGAACAUAUUUAAAUCUCUUGGGGAAGGAUGGCAAACUUUUUUGACUAUGGGUUAUAUUAAGACAAAUUACUUUGGGGUUGGAGCUAUUGUUUGGCUUUGUUUUACACUUUAAUUUGGGCUACUCUGCACAUACACAUCCUGUCUGCUAUUAAAAUGAAACUGUUGCCUCAAGACUGAUUUGAUGAUUGGUAUAUCAAAUUAGGUUCCCUUUAGCCUGAGUUCCACUCUUUCAGAAAGUGUGACAUGUGCUCUGUAGUUGGAUUGCAAAACUUUCUGCUAAAUUACGAGCUUAUUAUCAGCCGUCUUGCGAGUUCGAACUGACUUGUGAGUUUCUCUGUUGUGGAUAGGUGAAAAAUGAUAGAAUUUAUAGAUUCAAGGCAGUGAACAUAAGAGGGCAGUUCCACCUCUGGCUUGGCAAACUGCAAGAAAUGAAAUACCAAUGUUGAUAAAAAUGGUAUAAGAGAUAGAAGCCUGAAGUAACCAGGAGACUCAUCAGUUAAAAUUAACAAUAAGCUUACUGAGUAUGGUAAAGUUUUUUUUUAAUGACUGAUUUUGAGAGGGUUUCAUGUUGAAAAGCACAAAAUCAGUAGGAGAUUGCAGACUGAAGCAGUUGCAAGUUUUAACACUGUGUUUUUGAGACUUUUCAGCAGAAAGGACAUCAGAAGGGCUGCCAGCUGAGAUGCCAUUAAUGUUAACUCAGCUUUUUUUUAAGGUGUUCAGUUAAGUUGUGGCAAGGAUUUGUUCCCCUCAUAAGGGUUUCACUGGAAGUAUAUUUCCUCUUUUAUUUUAUGUGGCUAGAUAAAACCAAAUCAGCGUAAAUGUUCAUGCCAAGCUCUUGGAUCUCACACUAAAUCAAUGCUGUUAAUGUUCAGUUAGUAAUGCUAAUGUUGAUGAAAGAAUCUGUGCUCAUAGCUACAGGGUUAAUCCAGCUAAAGCUUUGUCCUUCAAUUCAGAAUUCCUGCCUGAAAGUUAAGUGAAAGAGUGAACAGGACUGCUCACUAAACCUUUUAUGGAAGCAAAAAAGUGAAGAUGUACCAUAAAAUUUAUGAUAUGUACAUUGCCACCCUCUGAUCUGGAGAGAAAGUCUCCCACUGUUUAUGUGAGCGACCCUGGAAAGAGACAGGUCAUCUCCAGCACCGCAGACAAUCAGAGUUGAAAUGGCAAUGGCAGAAUGAGCCUCGCCACAGGAAACCCAUCAUCUCCAAACCAGAACCCCCUCUCUCUCUCUCUUUCAUAGCCAUGUGAGUAGAAGCGCUAAAGGAUUUAUUAUAGCAGUUACAAGUAACCUUCAGUUUACCUGCAGGUACCAACAGUAAGUUUUACAAACAGUGGCCAAGUUGGCAGGUUAUUGCCAGCUAAUGUUUUUGUUUGCCAGAAGCUGACACUGUGGUUUCCAUGCUGUAGUGUCACAGACCUGAUAUGACACCAAACAAGGCAGUCAAAAACAGAUUACACAUUGUCCCUUACACAUACAAAUAUGCUUUGUUAUACAGUGUACAAGAAGCAUUAAAUCAGUUCCAAAUGCUUUCCUCCUGUAACUUAAGGUCCUUUCACACCGGGACCGUUUUUGUCGUGCGAUUAUUUUGGACGUCAAUAUUUUUUUCGAACCCAUGUCCUGGCAAUACAAGCGUUCACAUCAGCGACAUUUUCCUGUUCUGCGAUAUUGCAGCAUUUAUUUUUUUGGGAUUAUGGUCAAUUUUUCAAAAUUUUCACAUACUGUGUGUCCACUUCUGACCAAUCAGAUUGCGUGUUGUUGCAACGUCAGAUUCACCGGCAUCUCCAACAUGGUCGAUCGGCUGAUUGUUUAUGAUCGUGUACACAAAUAAUACAAAGAUAACGACCUGAAGGACAACUUGUGGAGGGUCAUAUCAUCGGAUUUCUGAUAUGACGAUGUUUUGUGUGCUUUAGAAGUUUGCUUAACAUCUUUGUUUUAACUUUCAUCUGUGCUAACAUAAGCUAACGGUUGUUACCAUAGUGUAAUGUGCUUAUCUGGUACUGGCCCCAACUAAGUAUGCUAUUUUGACAGAAAGCCAUUUCAACACUAGUGUCUAAUCCUCUGCCUCUAUAAACUUGGAGCAAAUUGUUUCAGCAGAACUUCAAAUUGUCCAAUGGACAUCUGAAAAUAGGUUCUGAAGUGACCGUGGUACAGUUUCAGCUCCUGAACCAAGCAGCGAAACUCACCAAGUUCUCUUCUUUUUUGUAACAUUGGAUGUACCCAUGUGCUACAUUUCUUUUUCUUUUGAGAAAGCAAAAGAAGUACCAAUUCGCCAUCACUUGAAGUUGAAGUAGACUCCAUUUUUGUCCCCUCGCUUCUACCCGGGACGCUGUAGGUUGUUGAGGGGAGGUCCCGCCCUCUAUUGCCUUUGAUUGGCUAUAAGUGCUGACCAUUUGGCUUGGGCGUGUGAUGACGUUUCCAGCUUUUCUAGCCAAUCAGAGGUGAAGGACACAGGACUUUCCCCCGGAAAAGUCUUCCCUGCGAUGUGUCUUUCCCCCGGAAAGUCGCAAAAUCGCAUCGGGCUUGAUGUGUAUAGUCAGGCGCGUCAAAAUUCGCCUCUGAAUAUUUCGGGAUUUUGUGUGCUAUAUUCCUGCCGGCCCCGGUGUGUAAGGACCUUAAAUCGAGUUUGACAAAAGGUUGGCAAAAAAAUCUGGACAAAACUUUUGCUGCAAUCCUCAAGCCUGUAUCUGUCAACUAGAUAUGAAUAAGAGAAAAGGGAAUAUAAUAGAAUUAACAAAAAAAGAGAGGAGAGGUGGAAAGAGGAAUGCAUUAAGGAUUAGAAAAUUAGUAGGAUGAUAUAAUUCCAACAAUUAAUUGCUGUGUGACUUUUAAAAUAUAAGGUUCUUUAAGUUUCCUCUGAAUUAAAAUGAACAUGUACACAGCAUCCUAGACGGUCUUUAAUCAGGAGUAAGUAAUGUCCGUCACUUCAGUGUACGUCAUCAUGUGCCUGCAGCUGCUUUUUAGUCAAAGCCAGGCUGGCAUUCAUCUCAAUACCACUUCAGCACAAUGGAGAUCCCGAGCACACAAAGCGCAUGUCUGGCUCCAGACAAAGCAGACAUGCUUGUUUUCUGCAGAAUUGUUGAGGGAGACAAAAUGAAGCCGCAAAGUUUUCUUCACACCACUCAUUGGAAAUUCCAUUGUAACACACUGAUAUGGUCAUUGAGUCAGAUUCUACCCAACAUUUCAAGUCUAGUCAAAUAUUGAAAUUAGUUUUGCAAUCCAGCUAAAUAGUUUUUGACAUAGUUUACAGAGUUUUGUACUGUUAGGCUGUUAAGUUUUGUGUCCACUUCUAACCACAUUAUCUAGUAAAGCUGUCUAAACUAGUGCUAUUUAAAUGGGUAAUACGAUCUCCCAAACAGAUCCCAUUCUUGGAUAAGGAGGAUAAAAGCUCCAUGGACCAGUUAGUGUUAUGUUUUAUACACACCAUCAUUUUCUUUGUUCUGUACAUAGUUUACAAAGAAGGAUGUGGAGUUUUGACAGUUUUCCGCCCCUCCUGUUUCAAAAUAUUUAUGGGCUUUGGUUAAUGGUGUAGCUUUACAGAACAGGCCAUAUUUUGUGACUCUGCCGACGGAUAGCUUUGUCUGUAUAAUAUGAUGUUAUAGUACGUACAGUAUGAGAGCCCACUUGUCUUUGUGCUCGACACAUUUGCCUCCCCGGAGGAAACUCAAAAACAUGCAGAGACGGGAAAGUAAAAUGAUGAAAGAGCUCUGCCAAAGGUAUAUCAAAGACUUGGAGGAUGAUGCAACAGCAAGAUGUGUUAGAUUUAAAGAGUCCGCAUUGACAUGAGCUGUUAUUGGAGGUUUGAUGAGUAUGGAGACAUGUUUGACUUUAAAGAACCAUGGCGAGGCAUAUGUGCAUGAUGGGUUUCUGUACAAUACUAACCCAGAACCACUGCCUUAUAAAGUUAAUGAUACUUACAUCCUGCAUAUUAUCCAAAAACUCUUAAUAAUGAGCAAUUCUUCUUGUUCUCUACGUACAUGUAUGAUGGACAGUACAAAGUAGCGUUGAAAGUAAAUGAAGGAUUAAAGAUGCUUCACAUACUUGGGCUGGAACGAUAUGUUUUUUUUCUGAUUCGAUUCUUUGCGAUUAUUUCUACGCUGAUUUGAUUUAGAUUGCGAUUCUACAAUAUUGUCGAUUUUCUCGAUUUUUAGUCUGCAUUAUUAGCACCAGUGAAACAGUUGAAUGAUUGUGAUCAUCUACCGACUAUUCCAGGAACCAUAUUUCCCCUAAAAAAUGCACAUCACAUGUAAGUCAGUUUUCAAGAUUAAAGGUCCUUACACACCGGGACCAACACAAAUAUCCAUUGCAAAUUUACGAAAUGUUUUGAGGCGAAUUUUGAUGCGCCUGACAAUACACAUUAAGCCUAAACUAUAAUCCAUAAACAUAAGGUAGCAACCGAGACCUAACGAUGCUGUGACAGCAACACGAUUGAGUUUGAGACAGUGAAAAUACAUAUGGUAUGUUGUAUCUGAACAGGUUAGCUUACGAGCUAAAGUUACUUUUCACAGAUGAAAGUUAAAACAAAGACGUUUAGCAAACUGUUAAAGCACACAAACUAUCACCAUAUGAGAAAUCCCACACUAUGACUCUCCACAAGUUGUCCUUCAAGUCGUUAUCUUUGUAAUGUUUGUGUCUUUUAUCAAAAAAAAAAAAACGAAAAAAUAAAUGCCACAAUAUCACAGGACAGGAAAAACUGGUCGCUGAUGUGAACGCUUGUAUUGACAGGAUAUGGUUUGAAAAAAAAAAAUUGACGUCCAUAUAAUCGCACGGAAAUAAAACAGUUCCGGUGUGAAAGGACCUUUAUUUUUAGAUUUCAAAAAAAAAAGAAAAAAAAAUUUUUUUGAAAAAAAAAAAAAAAAUUGAACAAAAAAAAAAAAAAAAGAGAAAUUUGAUAAAAAAAAAUUUAUCUAAAAGUUGUAAAACAAAAAUUGCGAUACUUAUGUGAAUCGAUUUUUUUCUCCCACCCCUAUUACAUACUAUGUGAUUUAUGAUUUAUGGCACAUAAAAACAACAUGAAUGAAAUAGAUAAGGAUCAUUCUGCAGAUUUUUCACUGUGUUCAUCAUUGUUUUUAAGCAAUUUAUUGUCACUUCACUCAAGUUUUUAGAAUUAGAUCCACGUAAGUGUUUUUGAUGGUGAUUGUUCUCUCGUCUCAUCAGCUUUACCUGCAAUACCUUGAGUAAGUCUUGUUAUAGAAGCAAAGGAGAACCACAUCAAAUGGCUAAUGUCAAAAGUCACAUAUGGCAGCUUACAAAUUGAAAAAUCACAUUAUCAAGGUUUGUUUUCAGCUGAUUAUUUGCAAUAAGAAUCACCUGAAGGGCUGAGUUGUAUUGCUUACUCCAGUAUUUUUUGGAUUGGUUGGAGGUUAACAUGUUCAUGUUUGUUUAGAUACCUCUCCUGUAUCUACAAAAUGUUUUAAUUUCAGAAUUAAGCAUUGAAUUGAGUCUUUUCUGUUGGAGAAGACCGAAGACACUGCAUUUACUCCAAAAUGAAUGUUGUCAGUUAAGUGGUAGUUUUCAGACUGUGUGCCUUUCCUCUGGGGUCAGAGGUCAAGCAGGUCUGGCCUUUGGGAGGACACUGAUAUGAUCUGCUGAGGAGCUGAAUGGAAGACUGUAUGCAUGUAAGAGUGUUUUUGAGGUGUGCAGAUGGCAUCAAAGAAAACUGAGUCUUCUUUGGUGUUCAUGGCCAGCUGCCUGCUGCUCCUUCUUUACACUAAGUCUCCAUUUGAUGACAGAGGCUCGUUUCUGAGCUCCACAGCAACAUUGUGCCUCGAAAAUCCAGAUCUUGCAGUUUGCUUUGUAAUACUUGCCAUUUUUCACAGACUUGAUUUUGUUGCUGAUUAUUUUUUAGAAUAAAAAAGAAAUCCUAAAGGCUUCCAGCUGCUAGAUCUCUAAAAAGGAAAAAGCCCCAAAAUAUUGUAAAUGCUGAUAAAAAUGCUUACGGCUCCAGAACAGCACAAAUGCCACUUAACUGGAUGAGAGUUUUGUUGGCAGAGAGGAUCUGUGGUGUCAGCGCUCAGACGGGCGUGGAGGUGACACCAAGGUGAACGCUGCGUUGUAGAAUGGUUGGAAAUCAUUGAUAUUCUGACUCGGAGGCUGCAAAUGGCUCGGUGGCAGAUGGAGUCUUUGUCAGGGAAGAAAAAUGGCAGCUCGGGAGCAUCAACGCCAUUUUCCCUAUCAGCUCUGCUGGCGGGCGGUGACCUUCUGCCGCUCACAGACAUCCCCCAGCACAUGAUCAAUUAUCUCUCUUUCAUUGUUUACUAAGCUGGUGGAAAAGGAUUCAAAUGUCAGUUUUUCACAGAGGGAUUGCGUGUUAUCAAGGACCUAGUAGUUGUUGGAGUGCAAUAAAAAGAUGCAGUCAAAAUGCUUCCCCUUUAAAGCACAGUAAAAAUGAAGUGUGAAAGAAUCGGCAGCUUUAUGUUUGAGUUUUUGUAAUUGAUUUGAUAUAGAUGCAUCGUCUUUACAUCAGCGUCUUUGGGGGAAGUGUAGGGAGGAUACUGCAAGACUCCAAUUUGCAAGUGGUUUUCAUUAACAUUGUUUGACUCCACAAACAUUUAGAGAAGGUGAGAAUGUUUAUGCAAAUAUUAUCAAUUUGGUAAUGGCUUGUCUCAUUACACAGAUAACACAGGCACAGAGAAUAAAACUGUAGUUAUUAUUUCUAGCUGUAAACAAAUCUCUGUCGCAGUAAAACGUUAAAUGAACUCGAGGAAAAAUGAAGCAAAUUAACCAAAAAUGCAGAAAGCAAAUGACAGUGAGACCGCGGUUUAAUAUGUAUGCAUUUCAGCUUGGUGGUUGAUUUCAUUAACAGAUCUCAUUGUUAUGCAUUGACUGUCCUCCUGCAGAAAAAUUAUAUUAUAUUCAUGUAGUUUAAAUAUUCAGUGGGGAAGCAUUUGGAUUUGAAUGGCACCCUCCAAAAGUGAAGUGCUGUCUGUUUUUCUCGAUUAUUCAUUGUAAUGAAAUCCCAACAUCCAUUAGAUGUGUUUAUUUUGUUGUUUAUUUUUAUUUCUCCUCUUUAAAUCAGUUUCCCUUCUUUUCAGCUUGAUUACAAAGUUCUGUUUUAAUUUUUUUGGUUACUGUCUGAUUGUACUCUUAUUUCAAGGGUUAGCUAGGCAUCUAGCUAUGCAAGGAUAUUUUCCUCACUUUAAUACGUGCAGCAAAAGCCCAAAUUUAAUUGUUAAAUGCUUACAAACGAUCCCUUCCUUUUAACACGAUAAACCCUUUUCUAUGAAGCUACCUGUACCAGCCAGUUGUUUUUCUGUCUGUUAGGAGGAUGUUAUUAGGUUGCCAUGCACUUUUCUCCUCUCUGUCAGGCCUGGCUGCACACAGCAGCUUUCAGAGGACGGUGCAUUUUCAGUUUUUCCAACAGGAGCUGUGUGAAGAAUUUAACAUCAGUAAGAGUCUGUUUGUUCUGGGUGCGCUGUUUCACCCCGCCCUCAUACAUCUGCCCUGCAGUGACAAUACCAGGAUGAAAAAAAAAUUUAUGCUGGUCAUUGGAUUUUACUGAUGGUAACUUAAAAGGAAUGUACUGUAUGAAUAAGCUUCGACCAAACACAGGGCUGUAAACAACUUCUACUAAGUAAAACUGAACAGGUCAAUCAAUUAAGUCCCUUAAGGUCCUCACACACCAGGGCCGACGUGAAUAUAGAACGCGAAAUUACGAAAUAUUCAGAGGCGAAUUUUGACGCGCCUGACUAUACAUAUCAAGCCUGAUGCAAUUUUGCGACUUUCUGGGGGGAAAAGAUGCAUCCCGGGGAAGACUUUUCCCAGGGACAGUCCCGCCUCCUUCGCCUCUGAUUGGCUAGGAAAGCUGGAAAUGUCAUCACAUGCUCAAGCCAAAUGGUCAGCACUUAUAGCCAAUCAGAGGCGAUAAGAUAAGCACAUAAAACUAUGGUAACAACCGUUAGCUUAUGUUAGCACAGAUGAAAGUUAGAACGUAAACAAUCAGCUAGUCGGCCAUGUUGAAUACCGGUGAAUCAGACGUCACAACAACAUACAGUCUGAUUGGUCAGUAUGCAAAACUUUAGAAAAAUCGACCAUGAUCCAAAAAAAUAAAUGCCGCAAUACCACAGGACAGGAAAAUGUCGUUGAUGUGAUUGCAAGUAUUGACAGGUUAUGGUUUAAAAAAAAAAAUACUGACUUCCGAAAUAAUCGCACGAAAAACGGUCCCGGUGUGAAAGGACUUAGUUUAUCUUAACAGUAUAAAAUGUUUGAACAAGAUUAAAAAAUAAGCAGCAAAAAUGCUUUCUUCCUCUAAAGUAAGCUUACAUGGUUGUCAUCUGCAACAAGUUAAUUGUGUUAAUUAUCUAACCACCAAACCAUCAGUGUCACAAAUUAAUACUGAGCAGAGUAUGAGUUCUAAAAAAGAUCUAUAAGAACUAUAAAACUAAUAAAGUAUAUAAUAUAUAUAUAUAUAUAUAUAUAUAUAUACUCUUAAAGCAACUACUUUUGGAAUAUAUAUGAUUGAAAAAAUUUUAAGUGUCAAAUAAUGAGCAGUGAAUGAUGAAAAUAUAAAGUAAAUCCAAAAGAAAACUGAUGUGGGCGUUGAUCUAAACAAAAUAAACUAUUUUAAACUAAAUAUCAAGAUUCAUUUAAAUUCAUAAUAUGAAUUCCAUCAACAGAUUUUCUCACAUUUUGACAUAUUCUAACACAUGGACUACUAUUUUAUGAUUUUGUCACACCUAAAUGAAUUAUUAGAUGCUAGUUUAAAUUGUUGUCAAACUUGUAGUCAUUUUGUUAAGGGGACUUUUGUACCACCCCUUUCGGUAUCUUUUUCCUGGUUAUAAUUUUACCUUAAUAUUGGCAUAUAUAAUAUUGGCAAAUAUUGGCAUUCUAGUUAAGUUUUGCUGAAUGUAAAAGCACUUUAUAAACUCUUUAUUUAAAGGUGUCACUUUUGACAUUGUAUGGCUGCUACCUUGGCCAGGUCUCUCUUGUAAAAGAGAUUUCUAAUCUCAGUGGGACUUCCUGGUUAAAUAAAGGUUAAAUUUAUUUAAAAAAUGGACUGUGUUUAUAUUAAGUUAGUAUUUGCUAGUAGAACAACCCUCCCAGCCAUGUAGUGGCAAUAAUUAAAUCUUGUGCAGUAGUAUUUCACAUUUAUAAAUACAGUUUUUACUGUUGGUAGUUUGAGCAGUCAGUGGUGUUCAGUAGCAUACAGUUAUAUCUAAGCUGAUACUGAAGCUAUAUAAUACAGUGUCUGAUAAAGUGUGAGCAGGUGAUGGAAAUGUUCAUUUUGCAGCAAAGAGACGGCUAUUUAUGAAGAUGGCUCAGAGGCAGACAGGAAAUUAGUUAUUUUCUCUCACAUUCAUCAAAAUAAAAAUAGUCAGAUGAGGAUCCCAAGUGGCUCUACCCCGUCUACUGAAUCCUCAGCAGCAUGCACUGUGAGCAUAAAAUUAACCCUUGAAUGGAUUACAGGUGUUUUUAAACACUAUUGUGGUCUGGUAACUCAUUUUGUUAGAAUGGCAACCACAUCUAAAGGCCAGCAGAGUGCUUUUGGAGUUUGCAAAUCAGCACAGACCCAUGGAUGAAACACUUUGAAACCAUCCCGUAACAACAGUUAAUCUAAAAGUCAAAGUACACAUCAUAGCAUUCAUUUGAUCCCUGAGUCAAGAUGUGAAGACCUCAUUUUCACAGAGUAUGAACUUAAAAACGUUUUUGAAAUGCAAAAUAAUGGAAUUUUUGGUAUGUGAUCAAGUAAGCAAUUCACUGCAACUUAAAAAGUAGUCAUUUGACAGCCCUAUGUAAGACAAAACACUUUGAGUUCAGCCAUUGUAAAAUGCUGGUGAUUAAAAAUUAGGGGUGCCUGUAAUUGCUUGUCAUUGCUGAUAUUUGUAAUUGCCCAGAUAAUAGCGCUGUGCACUGUGCACAAAAAUAACUAGGUUAGACAAAUUAACAAGCUGUUGAUUUGGCUUAUUUCAUUGAACCAAGUACCGCUAAUGUUGUUGUAAGACCCACUUGUUCAGCAUCUCCUUCAUAGCCUGUUUUAUAUGUUCUGUCGUAUUAGACCCACAUGAAAUACAGCACGCCUGAACUCUCAAGUGGAGGAAUCAAUCCUUUCUGAAGUGCAGCUCAACAACGUCAUGGGACCAACGUCAGAGCUCCAAGUGUCCUUGUUGAACUCCUAUCAGUCGCUCCGUGUUUUAAAUCACCUUGUAUGCUGUCACAAACUUUGUUGUAUAGCUCAAGUAAGGCAGAGUGUGAAAUGUAGCAUCAGGACAGCAUUACAAACAUGGAUCUAUGAGACAGCAAAAACCUUCAUCCUUUACUUUGGAGAAGGGUGGGUCGUCGAGAGUGAUAAUACAGAUUUUCACAGCUUACAGUCUUGAAAUGGUCUCUAGACUAUUUCAUGUUUCUAUAAGAAUUUGUGUCGGUAGCAGAGAUGUACCUAUCUGUAUUGCAAGACUGAUGCAUAAAUCCGGCCAUUAAUAAUUGUGCUUUCCUUCUGACAGCCUGGCGAUAUAUAGAUGUAAAGGCAUGGUACCAAAUUACAUUGGCAAGAUAUCUGAUAAUCUCCCUUUAUCUUUACCAUUGACCUUCAUUCAGGGCGUUGAGUGUAUGCACAGGUGUUUGUUUGAAUGUAACCAGCAUCGUCUGCUCUAAUAAAGCAGUGGACAUAUGGACACUGUGUGACUAAUGCUUUGGAAGGGACACUCGGGAUCUGUUUUAUUGCUUCAUUUGGCACACUGCAGUCCCACUUCCCAUUAUGGUUGCCAUGUGAUUUAUGUUGUACUCUUUGGAGGAUGAGAGAGAAGCACUUGGAGCAGAAAAGCAUUGAUAGCAAUGUUUACCUUGAUCCUGCCUGCCUUUUAUUUCAUCUUAGACAUUGAGGAUAGAGAGAAACGGGUUAAAAGCCCUGCUUGGCCACAUGUUUUCUUGUUUAAUAACGCUGUUUCUUUUGUCAUCCAAAGCAUGGGGAUAUGUUUUAAAUUGCAUUAUCCAACCUCUCAGAUUAAGCAAACCUUUGGCUAUUUAUUGACACUUUUCAUAAAACACAGAAAAAAUAACCUCAUCAGACUUGACAGUAGAAUCUUUUAGCUGCAGAAAAAAGCACAACUUCUUGUAGAUCAUCAGAAAAAAAUCAAUCAUAUGACUGCCUUACAGCUGUUUUUCUAACAAGCAAAUUAGCAAAAAUUAUUACCAGGUUUUCUUUGCAGUCACUUGAAAAGCUGUGUUUCCUUUCUACAUAAGCAGAAUGGCAGAUAACCUUUGAGUUCACACCCAGCACUCAUAUUCAAUUUGUACCUUUUACUCCUGACUGACAAUUGCGUCUAAUAAAUAUUCAAGUUCUUUUCUUCUGGGAACAUGCAGAUGCGCACUUUUGUCACAUUCCAGUAACACUGAAAAGUGUUUGUAACUGCUGAAUCCUAACAGUAUUUUGAGUCAAAGCCUGACUACGUUAACAACUUGCUUUCCUUUUAAAUAUUUGAGAUUGAAAAGUAAAUUUAAAGCUAUCUAUCCAUCUUUCCAUCUUUCCAUCUUCUUCUGCUUUUCGGCUUGUGACAUAGACAUGACAUCCCUCUGCUCCUUCUGAGACGUUUUCAAGCCAGAUGCUCCUCUCAGAAAUCUCUCCAGUCCAUCCCAGGGUCUCGACUCCUAAUUGGAUACACCUGGGAAAACUCUAAAGGACACCCACUUAAAAUCCCUAUCAGUUCCCAAAACCAGGUUCUCAGCUCCUUUCAAUGGGAAGGAGUAACGACUCUAUUUAAAGGCUGCCUCUGGUUAGAGCACCCAACCCUGUCCACUAAGCUGGGCCUAGUUGUCUUUUGGUGGUAACCCCUCAGCAGCUGCAUGCUUCCUCGAUCUCUUUCUUUUAGCCAUCCACAGCUCAUGACCAGAGGAGAAAAUUGAAACAGAAUUGAACUGGUUAGUUCAAAACUUUGCCUUAAGGCUCAGCUCCUUCUCCACCAUGACAGUCCAGUUUAACAUCCAGGUUAGUUCUGCCACAGCACCUCUCCGCUUGUUGAUAUCACAGAUGUGAGAACUUAGCUUGUGCUAGUGAGGUAAAAAAAAAAGAAGUUGAAAUCAUUAUUUGAUCAACACAAAUUUUCAUUCUCAUUUAUCUAAUUGAACAUGCUUUUAUUGUUAUUGAUCUAAAUGUAAAUAAAAGGGAAACUAUCAUUCAAAGUUAGUUACUCAAUUUUAGCUUCUUACAUUAAUCACUUCAUCUUUAAAUGUUGCCAAAAAAGUGUAAUUACUAGAAGUGCACGUCUUCAUCAAUGAAACCUUGUGGAAAUUGCCUUUAUGGGGUUCAGUAUUUCCCGUUGUGAAAACUGUGAAUUUUCCCUGUAUUUACUCAUCUAGUCCUUAACAGGAAAUUAUCCUGACCAGAAGCAUGCCUUUAGGAGAUGAUUUGAACAAAUGGUGCAGAAUAAACAGGAGGGGUGAAAGUUGUUUAAUGACAAAGUUCAUACUAGACAAAGAGUUUAAAUUUUAACUUGAUCAAGUAUUGGCUUGCACGUCUGCUCAUUCCAUUAUAAAAGCACUUUAAAUGGCAGGAACUGAGUCCAUAUUAGGCCAUUAAAUGUACUCCAUACCAUAGAUAAAUAGCAGCUGAUUGGGAGAUGAAAUUACCUGUCCUUUUCUCUCAGCCUCCUCUGUUCCCUCUUCUCUGCGUGUGUCUAAUUAAAAGCUGCAGGCUGAGCAUCACAAUUUAUGGCUAAUGUUUGCUGCUGAUGGGGCAGCAGUAGGCAGGAGCUCUUUGAACAUGUUCAUGAUGGAUGUCUGUCUGUGCAGAGCGUGUGGGAUUCCUGUUUCCACCCCAAAUGCAUGCAAGCUGCAAACUGUGCUAACACCGCUGUGAAGGACACAUGUGUUUCUUGAGGUAUUUGUCAUACUGAGACCUCACAUCAUUCAUCAGAGUCAUUUACCCCCCUAACUACCAACCCUCCCCAUGUAUUCACGGUAGCACUCGAUGGAAGCCAAUAUAAAUGGGUAUUAAUUUUUUUUCUCAGUGAAGGUCUACCUUUUAAGAUGGAUGAGCCCUAAAAAAUAAUGAUAACAAAAUGCCUAUGUCUUGUGUUUUGUGUGUACGUCUCGAAAGCAAAAUAUGGAUUAUUAUCAUCAUCCUGGCAGUAUCAACACAGGUGGAUCUUUGUGUGGCUCACAGCAUGUGUUCCCUCUUACAUAGGGGGUCAAAGACUUGAUUACACCGAUGCGUACAACAGUGGCUGUGAAAGGCACAUCGGUGAAUAAACAGAAAGCUUUGCUGUUUGUUUACUGACAGUGAUGGGACCCCCACUGUAUCAGCAUCAGACUAUCCCAAUACUGCUCUGCCAUCUGCCACCCAACCUUAAAGACAGUGUUGUAGACAACCUGCUCUCUCAAUUCUUAAUUUACAACUUAAAUCCUGCAGCUUUAUGUGGAUUUCUCCAACCAUGAUGACAACUGUCCUCCUUACCCACAUACAUGCACUCUGUGAAGCAUACAUUUCUGCCAUCACAGUCACAAAAGGACCCUUACUGUGAAGCACAAACCUAAGAUUAAUGGUUAAUAAGCCUGUACUGCUGAGUUUUGAUUGUGUAGCAAUACAAUGUUUUCUUUUCUAAUCACUCAGCAAGUUGUAGUGAGAUGGGGACAGGUUUUCUGCAUCUCUCUCUGGAGGGCGUUGGAUGCAUAACAUCAUAUCACAUCAACAUGACAUUUUUAUUCAUAAACUUGACACAUUAAUUUCUCCAAUAGUAAUUUCCAUUUUUUGGUCUUAUAUCUGCAGUAGUUCAGAAUUAUGAUAUUAGGAGUUUUGUAAAAUUGUCUCUACUGCUGACUGAAGAAGAGCUCUUCAGGGUCGUGUUCUUGAUCUUCUUCUCAGUUUAAAUGUGAAAAGCUUACAAGAUCAUGUUUUGGAGAGACUUCAACACUAAUUAAAAAAAGCAAUUCUAGCCAUUUGUAGUAGGGUUGGAUGAUAAACCGAAAAUUUACAGAUACUGAAAUUUAUGACAAAACAGACGUAAUUUUACCCAUAUCGGUAUGUUCGGUAUCAAAAAACAAAAUAAAUAAAGGUGGUUUUGGAUGUGUGUAGGUAAGCUAUGGUCUCAUGUCCCUUUAAGACGCUGUCCUAUGUCGGAGAUGUGACUCCACCCCAUCCAGUCUGUGACAAAGAGGGAAAGACAAGUGAGGAGAUGGAGGACAGUUCAAAUGUUGGAGUGGCAGGAGCAGCGGCUGAAGUAGAGGAAGUUCAUGUGGGAGGGGGUGAGCAACUUGUGAAGUGAACUGCUCAUUAUAUCGUGAUAUUGAUUUGAGGCCAUUUCGCCCAGCCCUAAUUUGUAGUUUAUUUGUUUCUUACUACCAUAGCAACAUGGAAAUGAAUGAUGGUGGUCUCAGAGAGGGGGGACCUGCUCCCUUUGAAGAUACAAAAGGGAUACAUAUAUAGAUAUAUUUAUGUUAGGAGUGGGAGAAAAAAUCGAUACAGCAUAUUAUUACAAUAUUUUGUCUGGUGAUAUAUCGUAUUGUCUCAUUUACAAAGUAUCGAAUUUUUAAAAAAUGAAUUGCUCAUAUGAACUCAAGUCUAUGAUUAAAAAUAUAUAGAAUUAAUUGUUUGUCCAGAGAGGUCAGCAGAGGCGACAUCAUUGGGCAGGAGUAAAAUUAGUACAACAAAACAUGGCAGGAUCUGGGGAAAGACAUUAGGAAUGCAAGCAGGGCACAAAUGAGAUGGGCCUGACUAAUGUAUUACAAAAUGAUUAAAAUCGUAAUGAUAUCAAAUCAUGUCCCAAGUGUCGUGAUAAUAUUAAAUCAUGGGGCCACAAGUGUGUAUUGGUACCACAACAUGGUAUUGGUUAGCCCAAGACUUUUUAAAAUAUACUGAUGUAUACUUCUGUAGUAUGGUGCCUGAUAUCGGCAUGAUGUUUGCUCUGUUAGCUGGUGGGAUGUGUAUGACAGGACACUUCAUCAUUUUCUAGGUAGAGUAGGAGUUAGGGCUGGGAACAAUAACUCGCCAUCUGAAGACAUGGGCAGAAUAAGGAACUAAUUGAAAAUCAAAGGAGCAUGAUAUUUCAGCUGAACUGUGGGUGUACCGCUGAACUUAUACCUGACUGCAGUGACCCGGCACAUUGUAUUAUCUGUCUGUCUUUGACCAUACAUAAACCUCCCUACAGUAGGCUCAUAUCCUGCAUAUCUGGUAAAGAGAGAAUGGCAAGUGACAGACUAGAAAGCUUUCCCCCUCUACUGUAUACAUCCACUUUAUUUCCUCCCAUUAAAUAAAUCACUGACGCCAAACAAUGAGUGACGUUGCCUCUUCUUCAUUUUAGCAGAUUAAAAUGAUUUAAUUGUCUUUAGGAGGAUGAUGGACAUUGGCAGUAAUUUUCGAGGUCUGUGAGACACAGCUGGUGUCAAAGCAACCAUGUAUAGAAUCAAUCAAUAGAUGUUAAUGACUAAGGAGGUGGAUUUAACCUUGUGAUGCAAUGCUAAUUGGUAGGCCACCAAUUAGCAUGGUAAUUUAAUCGAAACUUGUUCUCUAUUUACAUACUUUAAUUUUGUCUCCAAACUUUUAGUCAUAAAAUAGCGGAAAGAAUAGUUAGAGGUUCUUAUCUAAGCUUUUAUGCAAAUAGGAUGAUUUCUGUUGUGCUGCUUGUGUAUCCAGGCCACCAUGUUGUCUUGGUAAGUUAGCUCUGCCUCUUCACAGCAGGGAGUCUCCAUGUUUGAUCCCAAGCUAAGUCUCUUUGCACUGAGACUGGUUUUCAUGUACUUGCAUGUGUCUGCUUUUGGUGUUACACUCUGUGUUGUCAUUACAUCAUGCAUGAAAAGCAGAAUAAAGAUACUAGUGUGUUUUUGUGAGUGAGUGAGGAAUGAGGAGAUGAGUGUGGCUUUUAUUCAAAAAGGACUGGCAGUUUGGUAAAACAUUUACCUGCAAAAUAUAAAUAUACCCGAGCUUACCACAGACAAGCACAAUUUCUAGCCAAUAAAAGAAACCUGUUGUAUGAUUCCUUUUUUGUAUUGUGGUAUAAACUAGAUUGCAUCGUUGAAAUGUUGAAAGGUUGACGUGUUGGUACCAUAGACUGUAUACAGCAUUGACAGCGUCGGCCUACCCGCUGGGUGAAGCCACCAUGAGGACAGCACCCUCUAGUGACGGGCUGCAGUAAAGGUCAUAAGUCCCGCCCCCUCCAUCAAUCCUUGUGGAGCUUUGGACAAACUUUAGAAGUUAAUCACACAGAAUAUACAUUUUUCUCCCCCCUGGUUGCGAUGUUGACAUGAAGUUACUGUAAGACUGGUUUGUGCUCAAGUCCUCUUUUUUUUCUGUACAACUCCAUUUUUAAAAGUUAUUUGGGGGUUCAUGUUUUCUAUGAUUGACACUUGAUACAGCCUAUGGGCGUACAAAGAUUGUGCACCAUUGCUCACCCGGGGAUACGCUGUUUGAGCUGAGCGUCAUUUCAGUGACUCUCCUGCUGAAUGCGUACAACGCUACUGCGCAAGUGGUGGUCCCAGGAAGUGAAGAAAAUCCCGGAAAUACCGAGAGCAAUUCAGCUUCAAAUUCGUAUAAUGAUGGAAGGUCAGGCUAAGUUGUCCAUAGUAUAUACAGACUAUGGUUGGUACCAAAAAGCUGAGAAAAUCUAAAAUUGCGUGUAAUAUGCAGUACGUUUAUUUUGAAAGGAGCCAGUGACAUAGGAAAGCGAUCUAACAUUUUCUGAUGUGACAUUUCUCAUGAAAACAGUUGCACAGCAUUUGCAUUAUUGGUUAGAUAGCUUAUUUUAUUAGAUUUAAGAGCUUAUGUUUAAUGAUGGAUGACAUUUAUGCUCUUGUCUUAUUAGAAUGUCACUCUGUUGAUGCGUGUGUUGUUUUCUAGUAGAGGGAUGAUUUUACACAGGGAUGACAAGCUUCAUUGUGUUUGUGUCUUCAGUUAUAGAGGUGAAGAUGGUUUGGAGUCAUUUGCUCUGUAGAUCUAUAAAUAGACACAUCUGGUAUACUGGCAACUGGUUUCAAAGGAUGUAUACUGCUGUUUGAGGUACAUAUGUGCUCUGUAUUUUCGUCACCUAACGUGCUAAAAUUAGUCUAAUAUGGCGUUGAAGAAUCAUCAAAAUGGCUUUUCUAGCAGUCCGUGAUAUUUCUUUAGUUUGAUUUUUAUCACCCAUAAAUUAAAUUUGCUCGUUGAAUUUUCUUUAAUGAAGUUGUGAUAGGUGCUAAACAUUCUUGUAUUUUGCCUUAGGUUUGAUUAAUUAGUGUUACCUGAUUAAAUAAAUUACUGCAAAUCAGGUUUUGGCACACAUGAAGGAAAAAGAAAAAGGGCUAUACUGGUAGAUAUGGGUAAUAUAAUGACGUACUACAGUGAGAGACUGUCUGAAACAGGGCUGCAGAAUGGAAAAAGACUGACACUUGGAUAUCAAGGGAGCAGAUUUUAGAAGUGACACAAAUUUGAAAUCUCAUGGAAUCAGAUCUCAAAUUUACCCCCACACAAACACAAACAGGUUUUUAAACACUGGACAUUUAUUAAUGACAGGUAGCUGUAAUUGUCCUUUUUUGAUGUUCCAUUAUAAAACGCGAAAGCACCUUUUUGUUCUCUGUUGUGCACAAACUCACAUCACCUCAGGAAAGCAGUGGCCUUUGCAGCGAAGCAUGUCUGCAGCUUUCAUGUCAUUUACGUCUCAUCAGUGCUGUUCCUGGUGAGGGAUGAUACUUGAUAUUCAGAGACGAGCUUUGUCUCCUCAAAUUAAUCAGCCGCUCCUGUUUUCUUGUGCAGAGGAGAAUCACCAGGGAGAUCUAGGAACUGUUGCUGUAAUGUAUGAUACUAUAACAAAGGCAGGCUGUAAAACACAAUCUGGAAGCAUGCUGUAAAAAAGAGGAUUUUUAGAUGUGGGCUUGUGUGAUCAGUGGGAUAUAAAGUGGUAUAAAUAAUGGAAAAAUCCAGGAAAUGUGGCGCUGAUGAAAGAAUACUAUUAGUGCUCGAAUCUGUGUAGGCUGGAAGUUAUCAGAGUGAGUGGUGAAGACCUCAUGCCUGUGUUUAUUCAUCUGUAUGCAUAUCAGAUGUAAAGAUUGCAAAAGGAUGAAAAAGAAAGAUAUGUUCCUGGAAGACAAAUAGCAUUUCUUUAAGGCUUACUCCUUUAUUAAACAGUUACAGUCUGUGUGCGUGUGCAGCCAUUUAACAUCAAAGAGCUGUGAGGGCUUUCAACGUGACAGGCGUUUAUGAAUAUUUAGCCAACUGAGUACAGAAUCACUGAUUAAAUAAUCAUGCUGAUGUUAAUUGUGAUGAACUUUGUUCUGAUGAUUUGCUUUACACCAGAAAAAAAGUCAUUUAAUUAAACAAACAAAGCAGCAAAAUUCAUUCCCUGUGCCCAGUAACAAUCCAAAAUGUCAAAUCAUUAAUUUAGACAAAAAGGUUUUGUACAUCUUCAAAAAUAUUGAUCACAUUUCACAACAGCAAGAAAAAGAUCAGCCACAUCAAAACUUGAUUAAAUCACAGCAUGCCAUUCUCUCGUCUUGUUGCCAGAUGACAGUUUUUAUGAGGUCUGGGGCCACACCCGUAAAGAGACCAGUACCAGUUGUCUGUAGGCUGAUAAGUAAAAUGAUGGUAGUGUGGUUGACACCAAUCCAUAUUUUAAACUAACAUUAAAGACCAACCAUGGAGUGUUUUAUACAAACAGCUGAAAUUAGUGCAGAGAAAUAACGUGUAGUGUUUCUUACAUUUAAAUUUUCCGAUCAAGAUGUGGUUAUAUACGUCCUUAUAAUUAUAUACAGAUGCGUGUCCCAGUUGUCACAGAAAAUUAUUAACUCAUCAUUGAGUCAUUAUAAAUUUAAAAGAAACUUGAUUAUUUUGAGAAAGUCCAGGAAGCAAAGACAUUUUCUUGCUUUUAUUUUUGAAUGCCUGCACCCUAAUACGCAGAUAACCCCUUUACUCCUCAUCUUAGGCCAGGGUUGCACCUUUACAACACCUUCAGUGCUAUUUAGUCAGUAAUCAUAUAAAACAGAGCAAUGUGUCAAUUAAUUUAUUAAGAUAUAACUAUGAUACAUAUGAUAAAUGACCAAAAGAGUUUUCCUCUUUUGGCUGAUGAUAAUCAUUUUUAGAAAACCCUGAAAUCAAAACAGAAGACAUUUAUUCUUAACACUGAUCUGUGUUACCUUCCUUAAGGUGUGACAAAUCAUUUUCUUUAAAAUCCCUGUGGGUAGUAUUUAACUCAUUAUAAAACACACUGGAACCCAAAUUUGCAGCUACACAAGCAAGCAAGACCAUCCACAUAAAGAUAUUUAUUUAUAUUUUAACAUUUUUCAACUGCAAAUAUUCGGAUUAGGCUUUCGACUUGAAGCAGGAUUUAGUUAUAAACACUGCCUCAGCACGGAGAGGACAAAUUUAGUCCAGAGAUAAGAAGGUACUGCCUUAUUCACAGGGGACGUCAAAAUCAUUACAAACUGAAAGCUUCUCACAGGAACUCCAAAUAAAGGACAUCGCACAUAUCAUACAAACAGAGAUAUUUGGAGCAGAAAUUCAGUGUAUCAUGAUGUAAGCAUUUAAAUGUCAGGGGUGAUUUUUACCCCCUACACCUUUGCUUUUUCUCUCUUGCAUCUCUAAGUAUUGAGUGGACUAUGUUUGACAGAUAUGGAGUUUGGAGAGCGGCUGAUCCCCCCAACAUCAGCUUCACCCUCCCUUCACAUGGCCUCCCCUUCAGCCAGCUCCUCCCCUGCUCCACUGAAAACAUCCUUUGCCAAGAGCAGCCUGGCCCCCAGCCCUGCCGCCAGUUCCCCUCUUCCCACCUGUGGUACGUACACAGUCACAAACACACACAUGUUUACAUAGAUGUGCACCAGUCGUAGCAUGAAAUCUGGUAAGAUUCAGACUUUGACAUGUAGUUUCAAGUGUAAAUUUCUUAUCAUUCUGUCUACAUUUUAGAUAAGGCUGAAAAUGUAUUUUGGGUUGUUUUGGGUCUGAGUGUGAAGUGCUAAAAACAAAUCAAAAGUCACCCACAAAACAGCUUCAAGACUACGAGCUAUUAAUAAAUGUAAAUUAAUGCACAAUCCCACGAAACUUUGGAGAAAGAAAAUAAGAGAAAAGGCUAAUUUAUUUGGAGAGGCCGUCCAACAUAAUUUCCUGGAAAACACUGCAUUAAAAGAGUGCAACAAUAAGGGGCUUAAGACACAUUCCUCCAGCUCUAACAUGACAAUUUUGAUAGGACUGGAAGGGCUGUUGAAUUAAUGAAUGCCAACAAUUAAAAAAAGCUUUGUACGCCCUUAUGGACGUCUUUUGACAACCUUUAGCUCGGGUUUAUCCUGUGUGAUUUGACAUGUCUGUCAGCCUCACAGCUUGCCGGCAGCCGCCAACAUCCUCUUGUUUUCUCUGCAUACUAAUUGUGGUCAGAGCCAUUAUGCAUUGAGCAGCGGUGAUGCAUAAACUGUCAGAUUACCCCUGACCACAAAAUAAUGUGCAAAUUUACAUACUGUGGUUUGUGAUUAUUUUUUCUUCCUCUCUGAUAAGAUGCCCCCCAAAUUUUUUUUUUUUCAGCUAUCACAAUGAAGAACACAUUAGAGACGUUGUAAUAAAUAAUUCAUUUUCAGACCCCCAGACGAAACGUGCAUAGAAAUUUCCCAUAUUAUUUAUUUUGUACUGAAUGCUAAAGGCUCAAAGCACAUUGGCACCUCUGUUGUCACGUGAGGAUCAAGUGAAUUCGGCUCUUUUGUAAGAUUUCUCAUCCCUUGUUGGAAGCAAAAAAAAAAACACACAACCAGUAAAGCAAGCACGUCUUUGAGUAGUGGUACUCGAGCUUUUGUACUCUUAAAAGCUGUGUGAAUGCUUUAUAGGUGAGUUUAUUUGAGACAUCUUCUUGCAACUUUUCUACUGUGAUUUAAAACAGUGAGAACACGUGUCUGAAUCUAAUGCAGAAAAUGUGUCUCAACAUCUUCAAAAAAGCUUCUGAACAAAUCUUAUUCCAUCAUGGCAGGAAUAUGUUACAGAGCAAAAGGAGUGAAAUGUAAGCACUCUGCAAAUAAAAUACAGAUUGUACCUGUUACUGUGUGACUGUCCACUUAUUUUAGAAACAGAUUUCAAACUAGACAAACAUCUGAUUUUUACCAUAAAUUACAUAUAUGUCCUUUUUCAAAUGUAGAUAAUGUAAAACAAAUAACUCUGGGUUACCGGUAGGGCUGGACGAUAUGGCCUCAAAUCAAUAUCACGAUACAUUGAGCAGUUCACCUCGAUAAUGAUAAAUGGACGAUAACUACUCCACAAGCUGCUCACCCCCUCCCACAUUAACUUUGUCUACUUAAGCCGCCGCUCCAGCUGCUACAACUUUUGAACCAUCCUCCAUCUCCUUGUCUGUCUUUCCCCCUUUGUUACGGACUAGAUGGGGCGGAGUCACGUUUCUGACGUAAGACAGCGACAUGGGCAAAAUGACGUGCUAUUGUCGUAAAUUUCGGUAUUGGUAAAUUUUCGGUUUAUCACCUAGCCCUUAUUAUAUGACAUCAAUCUAGUGGGAAGUAAGGUUUAACAUGUUGACAGGACUUACAGUUAAUGUCCAAGUGUCCUUUUUUGAAGGGUACAUGAGAAGCACUAGAGGGGAGCUUCUCUUUGUGACUGAAUAUGAGGCUUUGCAAUUAAGGUAAAGUCACAUCAGAGAAGUAACAACAGCCAAGCAUAGUGUAGUGAGACUCCAAGUGCAUUAUAAGCCUGAGCAAGCCCGCAUCUUCCACCACACAGUGGGCUUGCUAUUGAGGGCGGGGAUUUCAGUGAUUUUUCUGUCGAGCAUCUCCACCUUCAGGUGGCUGUAUUGUUUUUUUUAGCUUCAUUGAACAGCUGAGAAGAGGCUGCCGACAGGUUUUGGCCCCCUCCGAUGCUUGUUCAUUCUUACUUCCCAGAAACCCUUGGUGCUGUUCAAGGUGGCAGUUCUUGAGAUGCACAAUUAUAGUGGUAAUGUUAAAAGAAUGUUAUUUUGCCUCUCCUUGCAUCACAUGUGCUUCACAGCCACUACAAAUAGCUAUGCUGUCUGUUUCUGACACUUCAAAAACACCUCCAUACAGAUGACAUGUUGAAGCUCAUUGUCAGCGCGCUAGUUCAUUGAGUGCACAUUUGAUCUUUUAUCUGCCAAUACUGAUAUUUUGCCAGUUACAUCGUGUAUCCCUAAAAUAAUGUUUAAACCAUUGGAUGAAAUUCUAGGUGCUCUGCUAACUGUGGACUUUUUCCUCCAGGCCAGUUGCCCAGGAUAAAAGGGGAUAAAUAUUUAAAUCUGCCUACCUGCUCCAAUGGUUCUCCUUUGGUCACCCAUCCAGCUUUUGGUCUUUACACAUCAAACUCAGGAGGCUCUGAGUUUGGAGGCCUUGGAAGUCUUGGUCUGUCUGCCCUGGCUGCUCACUCACAGUUUGGAACAAUUCCAGGUAGGGCAUCUUCGUGUUUUUUAAUGGAGGUUAGGAGGAAAUUUUCCUUGAUGGGAAUUCAGAUUUUUUUUCAGCAACAUGUCUUCUAUGUCUUUUGAAAGAUCCUUUGUAGUUCAGUCUGUGUACUUUCUCAAUAGUAGGAAGAAUUUUACAUUGUACAUUAACAAGUAUUUUCUCUGUCUUUAAAGAGCAGCUUUUUCUCAAAAAAAAAAAGAGUGUACUAAAGACAUUUAUUUGACAUAGCCAGUCUUUGUUCUAAUGGUUCAUUUACUCCUCAAAACAUGAUAAUAGAGUUCCUCUUCCUUUUCCAGCCUUUUUCUUAGAAAUAAGGGUUUGAAAUAUUAUCCUGCAGCAAGAAUAAAAAGUGAUACCUUGUUAUUUGCUUGUUUAAUCUGAAUUAAAGUAAUCAUAAGACAUUUAACUUAAAGCAGGUUUAGCAUGCACUCCAAGAGGAAAAAAAGUCAAAAAAGUUCAAUGCUGCCUUUGAGUGAUGUGACUUGAUUGUCAGACAUUGUUUGAAACUGAUCUUGCAUCACAAUAUCGAAGACAAAAUAUCAAGAAUACACUGAUUAGACACAACAUUUCAAACACCAAACAGCAUAUUCAGAGGCCUUCAAUGUCUCUUUGAUCUGAGAUUCAGCUCUGUAUUACAUUUUCAAGAUUUAAGGUUCAAAUGAACAAGUUUUAUGGAGAACUGUUCAAGUUUUGUUACUUGUGUUGACAAUCCAAGCAAAUCUGAGUGUCAUUUGUUCAUAUGUUUUCUAAUGUGAAACUAAAUACUAAAACAAAAGAACAAAGAAAACAUUGUUUUUAACCCAAAAGAAUCUUUAUCUUUUAUUUCUGUUAAACACAUAAAACAGUUAAUUUGUUAUUAAUGGAUUUUAUUUGGUUCUAUUACUUUACAUGAAAGCCUCUUCAGGCAUAAUCCCCUGUCACCACAAACCCCCUUCCCUCAAACACUCUAAACAAUAGUGCAGGACCGUGUAACUAGAUCACAGUAUGUACUCGUAAAUACAGCUUCAUAUAAUGUAAACAGAGAGGUUUUGCGCUGAAUAUUGUGCACAUUUUAAAUGCUUCUUUUUUAUAUGUAAUUCUUACAUUUGUACUUGAAACACAGGCUUAUGCAAAAAGUGAAUUAAUUUGAGAGGUUACAGAUGAUAAUAUUUUAUUUGUGUGAUUAUUAUUCAACUAUGAUUUCAUCUAUGCAGGCGGACAUGAGCGUAAUGCAAGGCUACACAGCAAGUACAUUUACAGCCCAGGGGAACAUACUUGUUUUCUACAGACCCUGGUGAAAACAUGUUUCACUGAAAAUCUGUUGGUGUUCCUUCUAAAAUCAUAACCUGUAUUGCAAAUAAUCACAAUAUGAUUAUUUUACAUUGGUGCAAACCUAUCUACCUUUAAGUUUUCUGGAGACUAGACCCCCAACUUUAUACUGCACAACAAACAUAGCUAUUCAAUAUGUCACUAUUGACAAAAUAAAUGCCAAAAUCAUACAGCACCAAGUUAUGCUAUGAAAAAAGUAUGAAAAAAGGGUUAUUUGGGUGCUAUCAUUAACAACAACAACAAUGAUAAUAAUAAUAGUAAUAAGAAGAAGAAGAAUAAACGAUGAUGCAUCAGAUUUUAUACAGUCCUUUAUCAGAGACCCUCAAAGCGCUUUACAUUGGAUACAUCAUUCAUUCACUCACACAGUCCCACCCUGGUGGUGGUAAACUACCCUAAUAGUCACAACUGCCCUGACGCAGACUGACGGAAACGUGGCUGACAGUUUGCACCCAUGGCCUCUCUGACCACCAUCACACAACACUCACAAUCAUAUACCAGUGGAGGACACACACUGGAAGCAAGGUGGGUUAAGUGUCCUGCCCAAAGACACAAAGUUCUUUGGUCAGUAGUAGGGAUAGGGGGGUAUCGAACUAUUGUCUGUGUUUGUCUUUGAAUUUUGAAAAGUGAAAAAUGAACAAAUGAUACACAGAUGUAUACCUCUAUUGUACUAACAGUUUCAGUCUUGAUAUGCAGUGAGAUCACGAUCAUGAGAGCACACUUGUCACUAAACUGAGCAUUUAGUGUUAACAGAAUAAAAAAAAGAAAUUGCUUAAUGACAUGUGUGCUUGCUGUCUAGUUUCUCUGCAUGAAUACAAUAGAUGGUGGUUAUUUAUGAAUAGCUGUGCAAAAUCUGUUCCCUUACCUCAGACUGGUGGCGGCCCUCUGAGGCACAUACUAGAGGAGCAGCAGCCUUCUUCCCUCCUCUUCUGGGUCUUCAUCCUGUAUUUGCAUCAACUUUCAAAGGUCAUGAUCCAGGACUCCUGCAGUCCCACACCUCAGGUACACAAAUAACUAUCUCAAACUCAGUCAAGAUGAUGUUAUUUGAAGCAAAGCAAAAACUUUUGUACUGUUAUUUCUUGUUCUCAUGAGUAUCCAUUUAAAGAAAUGCACAAUGCCAGUUUCUGUAGGCGUCACUGGAACAGUCAAUGGCAGGAGCGCUUCUUCUCCUACUGGGAACUCUGCUGUGAACACGAGUUCAGCUCCAACUAAGGAAACCAAGGAGAAAGCUAAAGCCAACAGAACCCAAAAGAGCAGCAGGGACCUGGGCCAACUGCAGCAGAAGACUGUUCCGAAAAUCAAAGAAAAGGUUAACGCUUUACUCGCUCUACUACUCAAGAACAAUACACUGCAUGAAACACACUUUAUCUAUUUGAUCCAGUUCUCUUCUCAACUGUUGAUUAAGACUUUCAUUAUCAUUCAGAAACCCAUCAAAAGACCACUUGAGACCUCCAGCAUGAGUGGUAGUCAGUCUGGCUCGUUGUCAGACAGCUCCAGUGAUAGUGAGGAGAGCAGCAGUGAUCCUGACGACAUGGAGGAGGAUGAGGAGGAGGACGAUGAGGAUGAGGAUGAUCAGAGCAUUAACAGUGAGGACUCAGAUUCAGAGAAGGAAAGCCAAGUGAAAGGGAAGAUCAAGGUGACUUUAUAUCUCACAUCGUUAAUGUUUGUGUUUUGAUACGAUACUUUUAAUGUCCUCUCAGGGGACUUUUUGUUGGACAGAUUGUGUAGCAUCCAUUAAGCGUUCUCUGCAGUGGUGUAUGGUAAAUAAUUGGCAGCAUUCUUGGUUAGAAAAUCAGCAAAUACUGAAUACAAAACUUACCUUUCUAGUCUCUUUCUGAAUAGUUCAUAAAAGCAUAUUGUUUGCAACAAAAAACGAAAAGUUCUUGUUGUUGUUUAGGGUUUUCUAGCACCAGAUGUUUUUUUUUUAAGUGAUAGUUUGGCUGUAUAACAUUGUUCCUUGUGUAGUAAAUGUUACUUGGGUUGUCAAAAGCUUGGAUAGUGGUGGGUGGCAAACAGGAUGUAUGUGCUAGUUGACAGGGUUGCCACAGCAGGAGCUGACAUGACACACUGUCUUCUCCCCCUUUUCCUCAUCCUCCCACUCAGCGGCUGACACAGAAGACUUCAGAGAGUAAAAAGGAAGGAUCUGGCUCUGCUGAUGGAAAAGUAACCCAAAACAGUCACCGUGACUUUGUCCCCUCAACUCUGCACCAGCUCAGCUCCUCUACUCAUCCUGCUGGACAACCCCAGUCCACAGCACUCUUCCAGAGCUCCGGGACCGCAGAGGAGAACAGCCAGCAGCACAUCAGUGUCAUCCAGGCCACAGGGUUGGCAGCUGGAAACAGUCUUCAAGGAAAGUCCCACAGAGUGGCCUCCAACCCGAACUCCGUGUCCAAUUCGCCUAAAUACUUACCUCCUUCCUCUUCACCACAGCACAAGUCUGUCUCCCGCUCUCCAAAACCUCUCGCUCUCUGCUCUCCAUCAAAACCCCUGUCACUCUGCUCCUCGCACAAAUCUCUCACCCUCUCUAAACAAUCAACAAUGUUAGCCACACGAAAGCCCCAACAUAAACCCAGGUUCUUAAUGCCCUCUUCAAAGCACAACCACCCUGUUGAUGACACUAAAGAGGGCAGUGGAAACCCUCCUGAAGAAAGACUGUCGCACCUGAACAGCUUAAAAUUGAAACAGGUGAGUCAUGUUUGGUAGUUGGGUUUAAGGUGAUAGAUAUUAUUUGUUUGUUUAUCUAAAAGUCUGUGAAAAAGCACCAAAUAUGAGAAUUUUUAACCUUUAAUUCUGAGGGGAAAAGAACAAAAGCUCUUCAACAAGGAAGUCAAAUGAAUGCAUUGUUUUGGCACGUACGCAUCCUAAAUCCUGACCUAUCAUCUUCUGAAAAUUCUGUGCAACAUCAGAGGUCUAUUUUCCCCGUUCUUUAUAAAUUCUUCUCUUACUUUAACAUUUUCCAACCAUUCCAGGGGAUUUAGAAGGUCAGGCAAGAAAAAACAACAAAUUUUUACACAGAUAACAGCCUUGCAUUUAAUCAUUUUUUUCUCUCUUUUCGCCAAUAUACAAGACCUUAAUGUUAUUAGAAAUUCAAAACCCUAAAAUCACUCUUGGAGCUUAAUAUAUUUACAAAAAUAGAUGCAUCUUUAAUAAACCUCUUAUGUUUUUCCAUGUUUUACAGUAGAAAAAAGCCUGCUCUUAGUUGUCGUCCAUCAAUUUUCUGUCAAAAAAUAAAUAAAAUUAGUGUAUUCCCAGUGGACAUAAGUAAAUGAAUGCUUAUACGCUAUUAUUUGGGCUUUUAUUUUGCUGCACGUCUGACCGCUACGUGACUACAAGUGACAAAGCAUCGGGCUCCGCUGGGAAUGCUUCACAAAAGUGACAAGCAAUUAGCUCUGUUAUGUUUUGGGAUGUUUGUUAUCAAGAGAGAGAAAUCUGUCUCUUUUAGAGGACUCUGUUAUUGUCGUUAUUUUGAAAAGUCUAUAACAAGGGGCUUUUAAUUCAUAUGAUGGUGGGACAUUAAACACCAGAGUAUGACAAUAGCAACAAAUACAGGCUGACAGCUGAAGUCCCACAAUGGCACUGAGCCAAACAAUUUGGAAAUAUUUUCCACAGUAGUUUUUUUCGUCUCCGUUGUUGACAGGCAUGAGCCGACUCUUCAUUGUCCUUGUCUCUUAUUACACCUCAAAUUCUUUCCUUCACAGCCCACAGCGAUGUAAUGUGAGUGACAGUUUGUGUAAUUACUUCCUUUGUUCCUUUUUGUCUUCCUUUUCCCUUUCUUUUUUUAUUUAUGAAGGCCCUCCAUACCAAGGACCCUGUGAGGCAAGCUUCAUCUCUGCCACCAGAUAGCCAUGACCAGCACAUGAGUUCAGCCUCCUCCUCACCUGAUAAGCCAUGGUCAGAUCCGUUUAGGAGUCAUUUACUGUCUCUUCCACACAGUAACGACACAAAUCUGUUCCUGAGUGGCCCCCUUAAUGGACUAAACAACAGCGCAGUUCAGGAAGCCCCCUUGGCCCUCAUCACUAAACCCCGCAGCCAGAGCAGCAGCAGCCUCGCAAGCAAGCCCCUCCUGGCAGCCUCAAGCCCUCCGUGUCAAAUGCCCAUCAACUUAAGCACCAGCACCAAGGACAUGUCAGCUAGCUCCUCUUCCUCACUUAAAUCUUCAACAUCACCGGGGCUGGUUCACAAACCAAGGAAGACCAAGUCUACCAAGGUUUUGAAAGCAGGACCAAGCCUCUCUAAACCAAGCCCACCUUGUCCAACUGUAGACUCAGUACGAGGCAGAGAGUCUGGUAUCCACAGCAGCAAGGACUCCGACGAUUCUGUAGGAGAUGACUAUGAUGAUGAUGAAGAUGAUGAUAUUGACGAUGGAGAUUCUGGCAGUAGCUUGUCAGGUUGGAUUGAGCCUACUUUUCCCGAGUUUCAAAAAUAAUGCCUUCAAGUGCAUGCAAUUACAGAUAAGAAUGUAAAUGAGGUUUGUCUUGAGGUUUCAUUCUGCUCCUUUUUCCUCCCUCAGAGUUGGAGAGCAAUAUGGAGAGUGACUCUGAUGCCUCUGAUGAUGAAACAAAGAAUCGCAACGGCACAGAAGCAGAUAGCGACUCAGACAAGACUCCUCUUAAACUCGAUAAUAAAGCUCCUUCAGCGUCUGCUCCACAGUCCACCUCCUCCUCCUCGGAUCUGUCAGCAAACUCCUUCCUGCUUAACCUGCACAUCAUCAAGCCUCCUAGUUUACCGAGUAGCUUACUCAACCCCACCAACCCAGUGACCAGCUCAGGGCCACUGUGCAACCACAGGAACUCGUCACCCUCCUUCACAUUUGCUGCACUGCCAGGUAACAAACCUAUGAUUUCUCUACAUCCUCAACCUGUAACUCAACUUACUACCAUGAAGAUACGCAUGCUUGUGAUUUACUCAUAAUGAAAGUGUAACUCUUCCUGGAAAGAAAAAAGGAUCAUGACCCAAGUUAGUCAUUUGUCCCUUUGUAUGUUUUAUCCAGCCCAUCAGUGGAAAAGACAGUCAUUUUUCCCUAUAUGAAAAUAUGUUUGCACAAUUCUAAAUUGUCGUGGGUUAAAUGAGCUCACCGGGGGAAAUCAGUUGCAUCAUUGUUUUGAUUGUCUCCAGCAGCGUUUGCUUUCAUAACCCGGGUAGAUGUUUAAUGUUUCUGAUACUGGAUGAGUCAUCGAGCACAUUAUGUCUCAAAUAGAGACAAUAGCUGACUUGCCAUGGUAAGAAAGUCCUCAUUUCUUGUACCAUUAUGUUAGACAGUAAGAGACACCUCAUGCCAUAGCCAGAUUUCUGAGGAAUUAAUUAUUCAGUAGAACCAUUUAUGAAUUUUAAUCUGAGAAAAAGAAGGAACUGCAAUGUGUAUUUUACAGGAGCAGGACUGAAACCUCUAAACCGUCAAAGUAAUAUUGAAGAUAAGAGAAGAACUUUGUUUAUCUCAGAGGGGAAACUCCAUAUCAUAUCAUAUCAUAUCAUAUCAUAUCAUAUCAUAUCAUAUCAUAUCAUAUCAUAUCAUAUUGUGUUAUGUCGUGUCAUGUCAUGUUAUAUCAUAUCUCAUAUCACAUUAUAUCUCAUAUCAUAUCAUAUCUCAUAUCAUCAAUAAUAUCAUAUCAUAUAUCAUAUCAUAUAUCACAUAUAUCGUAUCGUGUCAUAUCAUAUCAUAUCAUAUCAUAUCAUAGGCUUUUUUCUAUUCAAGCUCUCUUUUCAAACUCUGGAGUCACAAAUGGGAUGUUGCAAUCAGUUGAUUAUGCUAAGAACCCCUUAUCCUGUACUGUGACAAAUUCAGCUGAACCUGUUUAUACAUUUAUUUAACCACAUGUGAAACUUUCUGUUCCCUAAGUUGAACAACAAUGUGCCAGGUUUUCCUUCUUUCGCAGAUUUGCAAUGUUAGCCUCCCUCCUUUUUCAGCGUAUUAGAUAAAUCUGUAAACAUGGCAGGUUUGUGGAUUUGCUCUGUACCCCCUGGAGGUGUGAAAAGCGCUGAGUCAUUUCUCCUGUUUUUGUAGGGUCAGGGAAGAGGAGGAGAGUGACAGAUGAGAGAGUUCUGCGGCUGCCUCUUGAGUUUGGGUGAGAUAUUGUCCGUGCACUUCAUAUAAGAAGACACCCAAAGAUUUGAUGGUGUUAAUCUCUUUCUGUUUGUGUUUACUAUUUCACUACCUGCAUUGUUUGUGUUUAUGCGGCUGGUGUUAAAAGUAAAAUGUCAGCUCACUGAAGGCUAGCAAGUGACCUUUCUUAAAGGUCAUCUACAGUUAUCUUUACUCUCUGAAGCAGCCUCAGACUGUCACUGUCAGGAAACAUGAUCACAUCUGCCAGUUAGUUACAUUUAAUAAACAAUAUAAUAUGUGGUUCUGUAAAUUUCAUUUUUGAUUAGAGUUUUAUUGUAAUAGUGCCUGUAACUGCUGCCACUGUGCCAGAAAAGGGGUCUAACAGCAUGCUGUCAGAAAUGAAAUGUUUGCAUUCUCCACAGCAAAGAUUCACAGUUAAAAGAAAGCAAUAAGAGGCUUUAGGAAAGCAUUAUCAAAGUAUGUUUAUGACAGGGUCACCAAAGAAACUACACAUAUUGCUUAAUCAGAUGAGGACAAAAUGAAAGUCCCUCACUGUAGCUUGGACCUGCUUUCAUUCUCAAAUCAAACACCCCAGCUACAACAGUGAGGUCGAAAUAAUUCAAUCCUUGUAACUAUAUUUCGUGUGGCUGAACAGUCUGUUGAAUAAUCAUGCUUGAACAAGACAGCUGUAAAUGUUUUUAAAAACUAUUGCUUGUGUUCCUGAUUUGAGAACAGGCAAUCUUCAUGAAGAUCUGAAUGAGAUAUACCACAACAACAUCCUUGCCUUCCUUGAAGGGGUCUUAAAAACCUCACUCUUGCGCUGUAGGUUAUAGUGGGCAGGAAAUGAAAUGAGGCCCAGCAGCUCUGCAUCCAAGGGUUAAUUACAUCCAGCCUCCACACAGACAUGCAACAUUAGCAGCUCCCUUCCCACAAAUUCUGCAGCCCUGGAUCAGGAUGCCUUUCAUCUUCUGGGGAUGUUUUUCAUCAGCUGGAUCAGGAAACAGGGGCCACAAGACUGUGCAAUAUCAGCCUCCGCUCCGUCCAGAACAACAACCCACAUGUUGUAUCGCUAAGCCUGGCCUGCUCCCCAGCGGAGCUCUAUGGAACUGAGGGGUUACCCUCUCUGGCCCGUGGCCACUUUGGAGUGUGCACGGGACAAGUUGGCCACAGAGCAUAUGUGCACAAUAAACAGCUGUGAAGACAUUACAGACUCAAUUCAUCUCCUUCUGUGCUUGCUCUUGGUAAAAAAUAAAUGAUAUGAAACUCACCACGUUGAUAGGGAAACAAAUUUCAGACCGCAGGGGGGGAACGUCUUUUAAAGAAGAGCCCAAAAGAUUUAUACAAGUGUGACUGAACACAGCUGUGUGCAAUACUUCGAAUACUUCUUUAUAUUAUCAAUAAGUACCCUGCAUGUAACUUUCCUGCAUUUCCCUUGUUCUUCAGGUGGCAUAGAGAGACCAGAAUCAGAACUGUGGCUGGUCGCCUUCAAGGUGAGGUAGCUUAUUUUGCACCAUGUGGGAAAAAGCUUCGUCAGUAUCCUGAUGUGAUGAAGGUAAGUGAGAAGCUUCAUUUCAUGUAAAACAGAUUAAAACCAAUAAAUUAUUGCACAUUACACUGGAUGAUAUUAGAAAUGAUGAUGUGUGAGUAAAAAUAUCUUCCUCUCACUUUGACAAAUAUAAUCCGUCUUUUGUCUGCAGUACUUGCUGAGGAAUGGAAUAACUGAAAUCUCACGGGAUAACUUCAGUUUCAGUACAAAAAUCAAAGUUGGGGACUUCUAUGAAGCUAGAGAGGGACAAGAGGUAAAAGUUUCUAAAUGUUCUGUCACAUAACUUUGUAUCAUUGUGUAAUAUGUACAUAUCACAGUAUAAUAUGUACAGAUAUUUCUGUUUUAUUGUAGUCCUGAUUUCAAACCUUUUCAAAGUUUGUGAUGAAAGAAUUUAAUAAUAGAAAUUAUAACAUCUGUGUUAGGUUGAAUAGACAUCAAAUUGUAUUGUCAGAUACAAACAUAUUUAUAUUAAAUGUGCACAGAAAAUAAAAAUCAGUUAUUAUUAAAGCAAUGUGUAGAAAAUAAGUCUUGUCGGCUCAUCGUUUUUAGCCCACAAUUCCUCUCAUUUUAAUUGACCCAGGGUUUUCAGUGGUCUCUGCUGACUGAGGAAGAAAUCGCUCCUAGUAUCAUUGCCAUGGACGGGAGGCGCAGCCGUUCCACAAAGUCUGAGAAUCAGCCAGUGGGUGAUGUCUCUGCAGCCAGACAGUGGCUCUCUCAUCCUGUGAACGUGGGGGAAAAUAACUCCCAAGAUGUCAGCGAUGCUAAACUGCAGCGCAAACUGGAGGCUCAAGGUCAGUUUACGUCUUGAAAGCUGUCCCCAGCACCUGCUCCAGAGGAAAUCAAAGACGAACUACAAGCUGUAUGUUUUAUCAGCGUUUCUCACAUAGAGGUUUACUGCCUGAAUUAUUUAUAGUAUGAUAAAUGGUCAGCUGGGGAUAUAGAUGUGAAAUUGACUGCGUUUAUAUAGGGCUUUCUCCAGUCUGCUGACCAGCCUUUGCUUUUACAUCAUGUGUCACAUUCACCCUUUCACGCACACUGAUGGCAGAGGCUGCUAUGUAGAGCGCCCAUUGCUUUCAACCAAUUCCAUUCACAGGGUCGAGUGUCUUGCCCAAGGACACCUGGCAUGUGGACAGCAGGGAAUCAAACCCCCCAACUUUACCCUUAAAACAGUAUUGUUAACUUGAAAGAAUUUAAAUAUGCUGUCAGGGCAAGGGAGAAAAAUUAACAGUUUUCAAGCAUCUUAAAUAUUAGUGGAAGGUGUUUCAUGUCUCAAGAUUAAGUGCUCUGCUUACAAUCACACAUGGCAAAUGCUAUUUAAAAGGAAGCGACGCAUAUAGAUUUCCCAUAAGUUUCCAUCAUGGCACAGCAAUACCUUACUGCAUGAAUUCAAAACAUUUUUUUGCAGGUAUUGAGUGAUUCCAAGAAGCGUAAGGGUUAAAUUUGGACUCAUAAAUGUCUGCGAUUUUGACAACAUAUUUCCUCAUGUUUCAGAAAUAGCUCGGCAAGCUGCUCAGAUCAAAAUGAUGAGAAAACUUGAGAAGCAGGCCAUGGCACAAGCAGCAAAAGAGGCCAAAAAGCAACAAGGUAUACAGCAGCUGUUUAGUUUGACUUUGCUCAAACACCAAAUCCUUACAUCCUUACAUACAGCUAAAUUUGUUUGUGUUUUUCAGCUAUAAUGGCUGCAGAGGAGAGGCGGAAAAAGAGAGAGCAGAUGAAGAUCCUUAAACAGCAAGUGAGGAUGUUUCUUUGCAUAUGUUUAGUUUUUCACGCAAAGCUUGAUAACGGUCCACAGCUGCUCUGCAGCGUACAAGAGUCUCAAGGUGAAAAGGUUUUAAGCACCAUUUAGCCGCUUUUGAAAUUCUGUAAGAAAGUUACUAUCCUUCAAAAUGCUGCACCUUUCUCAUCUGCAUAGACUCGCUAUACUUCUCCACUUCCCCCUAACCCCCUGCACUCUAUAACAUGCUUGACUUAACAGUUAAUUCAUUUGAUCUCGCCCUCAUCCUUUUACCAGGAGAAGAUCAAGCGCAUUCAGCAAAUUCGUAUGGAGAAAGAACUCCGAGCACAGCAAAUUCUCGAGGUUGGUCCUAAAGUUAUUACAGAAACAUUCUCAAACACUUCCUUUUUGCUGUUGAUAGAAUUUUUAAAAUACCCGACCAAGAGCUUUUCCCUAAAUUAUGUGCUCCCACUUUUGGGAGUGUGUUCAUGUGACUAAUGCCUAAUUGGUUUUAUUUUGCAAAAGUGCAAUUAAAUAUGAAUCCCCUCGGACCGUGAUGAAGUGUUAUACAAAGUACAGUAUUUCAUUAAGUAAGAGGUGGUCCACAGUUCACUGUGGCUAGGUGAAACACCUUUUUUGUAUUCUCUCACUUCUCAAAGCUGUGGAGUAUUUUAGCUUUUUAUAAAUCAAAUUUCAGUUGACACGCUUGGCGAGCGGCUCUUAACAGGAUUUUGUCGAGGCUAUAAUUACUGAGAGAAUUUUUGUUUAAUUUAUUCUCACUGCCUGCUGGUGUUUCAUAAUAACCACAGCCAAUUUGUCUCUCUGUGUUAAUGUGAGGAAAUAACCAUCUCAUUGCUCAAGAUCUCAAUAUGUUAGGUUUGACUUUAUCACUGAGCCUCUGGCUCUAUUAAGCUUCUAUAGACAACAUUAGCAGAUUGACAAAAAGCAUUACUGCAAACACAUACCAGGCUACUGCAUAAUAUUAAGGGCAAUGCUUAAUAAAUGUAUCUGUUUAAAACAUUCUGAUGAUUUUAGUGGUUCUUAUUGUUUUUAAUUAAUGAUGUAAAUUACCAAUAAUGUAAACGUUUAUUUUACAUUUAUUUCAUUCAAAGCUUUCUUGUGGUGCUUAAAAGGCCUUUUAGCUUAUUUUGCAUGACUUUGACACCCCUGUUGCUAAUACAGACAAAAAGAAAAAGGAGAGCUGAAGCAGAAAAUGCCAAAAUACUGGAGGCAGCAAAGAGAAACAAGGUGAGUGUGUUGUACACAAACUCUUGUUGUUAAUUGUUUCUCACUUGCGUUAUUUUGCUACCUUGCUCAUCUGCCACAAUUGUCCCCUUACGCUCCCUUCAUAUGGUUUUGUUCCACUCCAGUGUUUUUGAUUGAAAACACAGACCCUGUCGAGGUUAAUCACUUUAAUGAAAAGCAUUCAAUAUUUUUCUCAUUAUCAUAAUGGAUGGAGUGUAGAACCCCAGGAGUUUGGCAUGAAGUUCUAUAUAGGAAGUUGAGGCAUAUGUGUACACCAAAUGUUCUUUUUUUCACAUUUUCUGCACUUCUACUUUCCUAAAAUUCACUCUGUCAUGUUCAUUUCUAUGUAGACUACUAUUGCUAUAUAAUUUUUUAUCACCAUAAUUGUAUAAGUAGUGAAAGUAUCAGCAUUGUGACCACCUGGAGCAUUCAUGAACUGCCUCUAAAUAUGACUGCUAGCACGACUGACAUGAAAGCCAUCAGUGUUGUACUUCGUUCUUUUUUCUAUUUCACCCUCAGCCACUCAACAUCUUAUCUUACUUUGAAGUGAUGUUCAUCUGUUUUUUUGGGUUUUGAUCUAAUAUUUACCGACUGUAUUGAUCUUCUUCUUAAAGGAGAAGGAGAUGAGAAGAUUGCACGCCGUCAUAAUGAAGCACCAGGUUGGUCUUUUGUCCACAAUAUUACACAAAUCAACCUCUCCUCUUUAUUUGAGCAGCUUUACUGAGAUUAAAAGUCUGAGAUUUAUUUACCCAAUGAAGUGAUUUCGUAAAAUACAUCAUGUAAAGCUGAGAUUCUUGUUUUACUUCCUCAAAGCUUACCAUUACAUUUGAUUUAGCCUGUCUCUUGCAUUGAUUUUAAUGUGUGGUCUUCUAUUUGUUAAUUCUCUGCCGACUCUUCCUCCCAGGAGUUGGAGAGGCAUAGACUAGAUAUGGUAUGGGUAUGUUUGUUUCUGUACAUUCAAUAACAUAUCGUUGACGUCUUGUGAUCAGUGGUUGUUGUCAUACCCGUGCCUGUAAAGAGUAGCAUUGGCUGCAGUCAUACUACAUCUUUCUGCAUGGCCUUUUUCAAAAAGUGCACUCAAACAUCUGCUCUGUCCUUUUUGUAACAAGAGAGAAACACACUCUUCAUGCUGCUGCUGCUGCAAUCAAAAGGCCUCAGACACCCUGAACGCCUGAAAAAGCACAAACUGCCUUUACUUUUUGUAUCAUUUUAGAUCAACUAAAUUAGAGUACUUACAAUCUGUUUACUCUGCAGCAUGUGAGCCAGCUUUUUAUAAUCUAUUCUAUCACCUGAAAAAUGAAAAAAAUCAAUACACAGUUUGUAUUCUUGCCAGAGAGUUAAUUGAAUCAACAUUUGGUGGUCUUAUCAAUUUUCCUGAUAUUCAAAUGUGUCAUCCUGGCUUUGCUUUUGAAUUAUUCUAAUAAAAAGAUAAACUUCAAACUGUAAGAAAGGCAAAUAUGGCAUGAUUGACUUUUUGAAGACAAGGUUUUACACUGAAGACAUUUUCAACUAGAUAUAUACUCAAGGAUGUUUUGACAUCUUUCUUUUUUUUGUCAGUGUUUAGCAGCUUUACGUGUUUUGAUUGUCCGUGUAUCACUCAGUGUUUGCUUAUACUUCCAAAACCCCUGGCCUGGACCUUUCAGUCUGCUGCUUGCCACCUUGCCUAGUUUAAUAAUAUUAAUUUCUAACUUUGAGCUUCUGCUGUAUGAAUGCGUCAGUAUCAGUUUUGACCUGUCACUGUGGCCGUUUUGAUUUUUUUGUUGGUGUACUGUCAUGUUUAGAUAUUCUGCAAUGUGCAAAAUAUUGAGUGUGUUUUGAUUGUGGCAAAUCUGCGUGUCUUCUUCUUCUUCCAUGCAUGUCAUGGGGUUAACACCGGUCAUAGCAUAUCUUUUAAUCUUUGUUAAUAUGGAAUUGAUUUAAAACAGAUUAAACUGUGUGUUUGUGCUUCGGCAGGAGAGGGAAAGACGCAGGCAGCACAUGAUGCUCAUGAAGGCAGUGGAGGCUCGCAAAAAGGCAGAGGUGGGUUCGUCCUAAUCUAAACAUGUGCAGGGAUUUGACAUAAAAACGCUGUACUCAGCUGCAGAGAUGGUAAUGCUUCCUUUCUUCUUAUGUAGGAGAAGGAACGUCUGAAGAAAGAGAAAAAGGAUGAGAAACGGCUGAACAAGGAGAGGAAACUGGAGCUCAAGAGACUGGAACUGGAGAAAGCAAAGGAGCUGAAAAAGCCAAAUGAAGACAUGUGUUUAGCAGAUCAUAAGGUAUUCACACACUGUGGAACUGCUGGCAGAUGAUAAUGAGAGUCCGUGUUCGUCACUGUGGAUACUCUCCAUCUGUGGAGUAGAUGUGUGUGGAAAGAUUAGAUUUUCCAGCAGCAGAGGGUUUUCAAACCUGGACAUCAAUCAGUAUAAUCACUGCUGGAGCUAUAGGCAAGAAGAUUAAAAAUGCUUUUGACAAAUUUAUGGAUUCAUUGUGUCACUUUGAGAUCUACCAAAAUAGAUGCAUAAUAUCACUGAAAGCAUCUGGAUUUGAUUAAAAAGAGAGCAGGUGUAGGUCAAAAUACUGCCACCAAGUGGCCACUGCUAUUAUAAGUUGGUCACUGGUGUUAUUGACAGGAAAAAAAUCUCUGUAAACAGAACCAACUUUCCAAAUAAGCUUGUUGAGCCUGUUAGCACUAUUUGCCUCCAGUCUGCCACCCCAGCACACUACAGGGUAGAAAAAGGUGAUGGCCACAGACACUGAGAGAUCUGAGCCUCCUGAGAAAACACAGGUGGCUCAGAGCCUUCCUGUGGGCUGGACCUGUGUUAUUAGUCCAGUCCAAGUCAGUGUCUGCUUUAAUACCAUGAUGGUCACCGAGUUAGGACAGGUCCUCUUGUUUCCUCGUCUUUGUAAGGUUGUCACAAAGUUUCUCUGUGUUCCUUCAAAACAUAUUUGCAUGUGGUUUGGUUCACACCAUUUCACAAACCUGUCCCUCUUCCAGUGGGCCUCCUGAACCCUGCUAUUACAGCUCAGGAUUGCAGGGCCAUCAGAUAAAUUCUGCAGGUGACAGGACUGUGAGUGUGAUCUAGUCUAAGCUGUAGAGUGUGGGGAAAAAAAGGGAGAUGAGGCUGACCCUUGUUCUGCGUUGAUGAUGUUUGAUAUGCAGUUCUGUGGGCCUGCAUACUGUGAGCAGCCUGUGAAGUAGUUCACAAUCCAGGAAAAAUAUAUCUUGAUGAAAUGGCAAAUUAUUUAAAAAAGUCCAUUAACUCUUGAUGUGAUGUUUGACAUGUCAAAAUCUUGUCUUUGUUCCUCCAGCCACUUCCAGAGUUGUCCCGGAUCCCUGGUCUGGUCUUACCAGGAGGUACUCUCUCGGACUGCCUGAUGGUGCUACAGUUUCUCCACAGCUUUAGUAAGGUCCUCAGGUUGGACAUAAACCUGAACACGCUCAACUUAAGUGUCCUUCAAGAAGGCUUGCUCAACAUUGGGGACAGUAUGGGCACAGUUCAGGACCUGCUGGUGAGCAUGCUCUCUGCGGCUGUGUGUGAUCCUGGAAUACCUGCUGGUCACAAGGUGAGAAUCUGACAUUGAACUGUAAAUUAUUUCUCCACUGUAAUUUAGAUGUUUGUAUACGAGGAGAGAUACAGGAACCAGAGCCUGCAUACAUCAUUUGUCUAUGUUUUUAAAAUGCAUUCACUCUGAUGUAAAUACUCUCUUUACUGUACUUAAACUUUCUCUGCUUUAGGGAUUACAUUAGUAACAAGGGAGCUAACUUCUUGAAUAUCAAGUUUGUUUUAUUUAUGAUGUCAAAGGAAUAACUUAAGGCAUGAUAAUACAUAUCAUAUUCAGCCCUAUAUUCAAUGUUUCUUUCCUCUAAAUACAUUUAAAUAUAGUAAAAAUAUGCAAAUCUAAUGCUCUGUUUUGCCUGUGCCUUCUCUCAGUAACCCUCUGAUGGGUUACAGAAGUUCUGGUUUAAAAUUAAACUAAAGAAAUGAACACUGUGGCCUCACUUCCUCUAUAUGGAAACUUUAUUUCCACCAGAAUAAGACCACCUUGGGGGACAAUGUGACUAAUGUGGAAAUCAACCAAGACAAUGUGUCCGAGAUCCUGCAGAUAUACAUGGAGGCUCACUGCGAGCAGACAGAGCUGGCUGCUCUGGCCCUCAGCCUCAGGACCAAAGCUUUUCAGGCCCACAGUCCCUCACAGAAAGCCUCUCUGCUCGCGUUCUUGGUUAAUGAGCUCUGCUGCAGUAAGGCAGUGAUCAGGUGAGUCAUGGCUCCUUCUAUAUGUCUGUCUGCCUUUGAUUUGUAGAUUUAACACAUCGAGGGAACUCAGGUUUGAUGGCAGCAAUAAACUAUUCAUAGUGAUCCAAAAUGGCACUUAAAUAAACAUACAGCAUACAUUUAAGGUAAACAGAUAAUUACUUGAGAAAAGGAUCGAGUGUGCUGUACAAAGAGUAGGAAGUAAUGGCUUGUUUUAUUCAUGGGAGCUUCAGUUUUAAUGAAAAAGGAGACACAUCAAAAGAAAUAGGACUAAAAUCGUGGUCUGAUGGACAGUUUCACAAGGUUGCAUCAAACCACGAAUCAUCAAUUUUUCAUCAGUUCUGGUAACACUUUGAAACACGUCUGCUCCUCGCUGCAGUGUGAUGCAAACACAUCCACUUUUAUUGUACUGGCAGGUCACAGAAACAUGUGUUUCAUUAUUGUCUGACACUUUUCAGCGAGAUCGACAAAAACAUCGAUCACAUGACCAACCUGAGGAAGGAUAAGUGGGCCAUUGAGGGAAAGCUUCGAAAGUGAGUAUUUACAUGAUCUAAGCCGAUCUUAAUUCAGGUGAAUGAGUGAUCUUCAACCAAACUGUGUGUUUUUUUUGUCCUGAAAGACUGAGGAGGAUCCAUGCAAAGAAGACCGGAAAGAGGGACAACAGUGCAGGGGGAGAGGACAGCCACAUCUUUAUCAUCCCUACAGCUCGAAACAAAUCCAGGAGGAAAGAAGGAGAAAGCGAGGAAGAAGAAGACGAGGAUGAUGACAGUGAAGAUCAAGGAGAGGAUGACGAGGAGGAGGAGGAGUUAGGGGGAAAGAAGGGAAAGAAAGCAGAGAUAUGUGAGGAGGAGGUCAGUACUAAUAUUUUUCAUUGAUAUUGGUAUACCAUACAUGUCAAUCACUCUUCUGGUGAUGUCACACUUAUGAGAUGUUGUUUAUCUAGGACAACAGUGUUCAGUCAGCCAGCAUGGAGGAGCUGGAGAAACAGAUAGAGAAAACGUACAAGGUAAGUGAAACCCUGUGAGUCCUUUUUCUGUUCAGUUGCAGCUCAUGAAUAAAUGAAACGAUCUGCUCUUUCUGCCCCUUUAGCAACAGAGUCAGAUCAGACAGAAGUUAGCGGACUCAUCUCACUCUCUACGCUCCAUGAUGAUCGGACAGGACCGCUACAAGAGACGUUACUGGAUCCUCCCGCCGUGUGGCGGUAUCUUUGUGGAGGGCAUGGAGAGCGGUGAAGGUGCAAACUAGAAACUUUUUGUUUUUUUCUAUUCUUAGUUUUGAAAAGUUGAUGUCUUGUUUAAGUUAACCUUUGCUCUCUCAGGUCAUGAAGAGGUGGAGAAGGAGAGGAAAAGGCAGAGGCCCGCUCAAGCUGUCAAGAUAGAAGAAGAGUACCUGGAAGACACAAAGAAGCCAGUGGUUUCCAGCCCAGCACAGAGCACAGACAAUGACACAUCCCCACCUGAGAGCCAGCAGGACAAAGAAAGUCUUAAUCUCUUUCUUCAGAAACCCGGCUCCCUCUCUAAGCUCAGCAAACUCCUGGAAGUCGCCAAAAUGGCCCGUGAUUCAGACAUUGAUCCUCACAGCAGUCAUAAAAAUCACUCAGCACAAGUCCCCACCACUACAUCUCAUCCGUCAUAUCCCCCUCCUCAGACAGCUACCGCUCAGCAGGGACUGUUUGAUAAAACAGACACUCCGGUGCUCAAAAGCAGACAUGAGUCUAUCCUUCAUGAAGACCAGCUCUCCAAGGUACUAACAGAGAAAAGCAACCAGUGGUUUAGCCUGCUGCCUCGCUCUCCUUGUGACGAGUCCUCUGUCACCUCUGGCUCCAGCCCUCUCACCUCAUCCUCUCCUUUACAGACUAACAGCAACAAAUCCCCUUCCCCCCUGUCCUCUGAUCCUGUAGCCACAGACAGCUCCAGUUCUCCUGCUGGGAUCAAUAACAUGCAGCUGUCUGUCCUCCAGGUUGGUGGAUAAAAACAACACCAUACUAAAGUCUGUUACAGUUGUGUUUAAUGGGGCUGUUUGGAUAUAUAUCCGGGGUAUUAGCAAUGAAACUGCAUCAUAUCAGGUGUGUUUCUUUUGAUAUUAUUUGUAUGUUGAAUUAAAGUUGAAGGAUGUGUGUUUUUCCUCUCAGCAGUUUCAGGCAGGCAUGAAUGAAAGCAGACCAACACUGUGUGACAUGUCAAGCGCCUCAACAACUCCCAGCCUGCCCUUCACUGGUACUUUUCUACCUCCCAUGCUGGUUUUGUCCUCCCAGCAUGCAGAGGGUAAUGUGAACAGGAUCUUCUUCCCAGAAAACAACAAGAGCCAGACCCCAGAGCCCUCGAGUGACAAGCCAGCUUGUGGUCCACUCCCUGCUGUGGACGGGGUCAAGACUCAGGACUACCCCUACCCUCAGCCGAUCCCUGAGGGUAAGAACGGCUCACUGCCAGUGCCCACAAGUGAACAUGACGUGAAUACAUGCUGUGAUGACUAUCGGUCAGUUAUAAGAAUCUCCUUUGUUGCUGAAAUUAAACAUUUUCAUAAAUGUGUGUGUGGUUAGAGAUGCUGUGUGGCUGGUGGAGGGUGUCAGACAUGGAGGACCUGCACAGCCUGGUUAAGGCCCUUCAUAGCCGGGGCAUCCGAGAAAAAGCCUUACAGAAACAGCUCCAGAAACACAUGGAGUAUAUGACCCAGCUCUGCACCAGCACCAAAGAUGGUUUGUGACAUUUUUUCUGUCCCUUUUGAGUUAAAAAUGUACAGACUAAAUAAGCUAUUUGUGACAGCUUAAAGGGAUAGACACCCCCUCGAGAGAUGAAUGUUGCCAACCGCUUGCUUCUCUAGUUUUACCAACUUAAUUAACGACCGCACGAUAGCAAUACACAGCAGUCAAUCAAAAAGCCACAAAUAAUGCUCAGAACAGCACCUAACUUCAUCAACAGUACAUAUAGGGUCCCAGCCAUAGGAAUAACCGCCAAACAUCUUUUUAACUUUGGCUAAUUUCUUUAGCAAAACUAAACUCAACUUACCUACUCUCUUCCAGCAGCUGCUUGUUUGUAGGGAGCCCUGAUGAGUCGAUCACCGAGUGCAGCAGAGUUCUGCAGCUCAAGGAAGAACAUUUAGGAUAAUUUCUUCACGAAAUGCAAUCAGACUGAGACGCUAAGGCAGAAGAACUACCACGCCUGCAGUGCAAAAUGAUUAAAAUGAUGAUUAUUACUUAAUAGAAAUGAUAAAGUAAUGAUCAUAAAUGUUCUUCCUUGGGCUGCGUCACCCCGCUGCAGUCAGUGAUGGACUCGUCCGAGGUCUCGCUACAAACAAGCAGCUGCUGGAAGAGUGUAGAUGAGUUGUGUUUGGCCUCUUUGCUAAAGAAAUUAGGCAAAGUUAAAAAGAUGUUUGGUGGCUAGUACUAUGGCUGAAACCCUAUAUCUACUGUUGAUGUAGUUAGGUCCUGUUCUGAGCAUUAUUUGUGGCUUUUUGAUUGACUGCUGUGUAUUGCUAUCGUGCGGUCGUUACUUAAGUUGGUAUAACUAGAGAAGCAAGCCGUCAGCAAUAUUUAUCUCUCGACAGGGUGUCUGACUCGCUGUGACGGUGUGUUUGACCCUAACUUAAUUUUAAGCCGGAAUAUCCCUUUAACGGUUCAUAAAAAAUGUGUAAAGUCAACAGUGGUUUGCAGUAUUCUGUGUGUGUAUUUGUGGUAGUGAUUGAUGUGACACAGCUGGACAAGCAGGAGGUGUGUGAGGAGAUGGUGGCAAGUUGGUGUGUGGAGGAGCAGGCCAUGGACGUGGACAUUAGUUUGUUGCAGCAGGUGGAGGAGCUGGAGAGGAAAGUCAUCUCUGCCAACCUGCAUGUCAAGGUACAUACAGUCAAGCACCCCACUUCUUUAUCUUCUACUUAUUUUAGAGAGUGUUCUCUGAAAAAGUCUUCAGUGCCUCUUUGUCCUUUUGUUGUUUUUGUGCUAAUAGUAGUUAACAUCACUUGUCCCCUCAGGGCUGGAUGCAUCCCGAGCCUCAGUCAGAGAGUGAAGAUCUGGUCUACCAUGAGCACAAGCUCUUUACCUCCCAUCCUGCUCCAGAGAGACACAGACAGAGAGAAAGCAGCCAUGAGGAACUCCCUGGCAGUGUGGUGCGGCGGCCUAACAAUCCCCUUGACAUAGCUGUCCUCAGGCUGGCAGCGCUGGAGAGCAACAUCGAGCGAAGGUACCUAAAGAGAGUCUUGAGUGUAACCUUUAAAGGCAAACUAGAUAAUGUCGAGCUUCCAUCUCUGCCAUCCUUGAGUGGUGAAGGGAAGAGUUAGCCUUAUCUACACCUUAGAGACAGUUACACAGGAGCAACAUUGGUUCGUCUUUUUACUUAUUUUCCCCUUGUUGAGUGUCAAUGGUUGGUAUUCAUCUCAUGAUAGUCUAGCAGGCCAUAUGUGUGAUGGCUGUACAGUAAUACUGCGCCCUGUGUUUUCUUUUAACCUCAAGCAGUGAGGAGGCAGCCGCUCCAGGGAUGAGGUUGUGGCAUAAAGCGCUCGGUGAGGCCCGCAGCUCAGCUCAGCUGUCGCUCUGCAUUCAGCAGCUCCAGAAAAGCAUCUCCUGGGAACGAUCAAUCAUGAAAGCGGUUUGUGUCCCCUCGAAUUCUCUCUCAAAAUCACACACCAAUUUACAGCUCACAUAUAAAGAUGUCAACCGUUCUUUAUGGCUAGGACAGCACAGUUAGCCUGAACAUUUAGGGGCUCCUAAGAGGGUCGUUUUCAGAGACAAGAGAUAAACAAAAGCAAUCACCUUACAACACAUCAGUAACAGUCAACAACUGCAUUAGAUUAAAGCAAAAUAUCUUACAUAAAUGCAAAAUGAUGAAAUGACAGAAAUGCAGGAAACAUUCAUUUGUUUGAGUGUCUGAAUGUUUUGUUUCCAGUACUGCCAGCUAUGUCAAAAGGGGGAUAAUGAGGAGCUGCUCUUGCUCUGUGACAGCUGCGACCAAGGAUGCCACACAUACUGCCAUAAACCCAGGAUCACCACUGUUCCUGAUGGGAAUUGGUACUGUCCCACUUGUGUGACAAAGGUACACCAGCAAGCUGAAAAACAACCUGUCUGGGCAACAGAUCCAGGGGGUCUCAACACAUUUAGCAUAGCUGCAUCACAUGUACAGGUUUGGUUAAUUGAUUUAAAUAUCAUGUGUUUUGUAUGUCUCUACAGCAGCCUUCUGUGUGCGCUGUCACUCAGGAAAGUGGCCAAUCCCCCCGGAGCAGGAGGCACCAGAGCCGAACAGCUGGAGGAGGGAAGAAAGGCAGCGAGGUAAAACGAAAUAGCAAGCCAUCUGUGGUAGAAGAGCUCAUCAGAGAGGAGGCUACCAGCAGCAAUGCUGCGCCAAAGAAAGGUACCAAGGAGGUUAAGAAGAGGAAAGGAGGCGACAGCCCGCAUGGCUCCCAGGCCGGGUAUGACAGCCCCAGCCCCUGUCAAAAAAAAGCCAAAACAGCUAAAGACAACAAUACAAACAGACUGGGGAUGUGUGGGUAAGAACGAAUUUCUCCUCAGUGCAUGAGAGAGUGGGCCGUACUUAAAACACCUCUUCUCUCUGUUCAGAAAGCUUUGUUCCAUAUGAGUUGUUGACUUGAACAUCAUUAACCACACACAAUCUUUGCACAGUACAUGUGUUUUGAAUAUCUGACAUUUUAACCAAAUCUAACAAUGUUAAGCUUCACUGUAACUACUUCAAACAUUGUAUUUGCAGGACAAAGUGCUCAGCUUUAUUUCCCUUUUUCUCUGCAGCGAGCUGCUGUCUGAGCUUGAGGCCCACCCAGAUGCUUGGCCCUUCCUCACACCAGUCAAUCAUAAAUCGGUCCCAGGAUACAAGAAGGUCAUCAAGAAGCCCAUGGACUUCUCCACCAUCAGAGAAAAGCUCACCAACAACCAGUAGGUUGUUUAAAAAAAAACAGUCACAGUUUUACAUUUAUGCUUCAUAUGCACAGUAAUGUGUUUCUUUUACUUAAAUGCCAGCAAUAAUUGAAGGUAGAACCUUUUUCCGGUGAUUACAGGUACUUGAAUUUGGAAACCUUCAUUGUGGACAUCAACCUCGUUUUCGAGAACUGUGAAAAGUUUAAUGAAGAUGAUUCACAGAUUGGACGAGCCGGGCACAGCAUGAGGAGAUUUUUUGACAAACGAUGGACUGAACUGCUGCAAUAACACAGUUUGAACUUUGUAGGCUCCUUCUCACUAAUCAAACUUCAUAUUUUGCGGCUCUGGCCUCUCCUUCAACUGUGGCGCUUAAUGGAUCUGAUGUGCAAUGAGAGGAUGACUUCUCCUGCUGAUAAAAAACCUCAAAGUGCAAUAUUUUUCUUUUUGAAACAACACUGACUUUGGACCACUGACUUCAGACAUAAUUUGGGCUCUAUGUACGAUCAAUAGGUUUACUCGGUAGAUACUGUAGGUCAUUGUCAUUUCCAAUAUCAGUGCUGAAUUGUAUAUGUGUGUGUUUAUUUUCAGAAGUAUUGUGUUACAAUUGGUCAUUUUUUUUAAGAAAAAGCAGAAAAAGGCACACAACUUAAAAAUAAUGGUUGUUUUGUGGACUAUAAAACAAGCCAGUUUACAGCUUUUUGACAAUAAGGUCACAGCAGUAUCACUGUUUAACUGUAUUUAUGUUAAUAGUCUCAUUUUCAAAAUGUACACACAGUAACAGUCUUGGUAAAACAUUGUUGAUGCAUACACAUGAUUGUAGCACUUCAUAUGUCUGAUUCUGUUCUUUUUUGUUCCACUCAAAAACACUGUGGUCUCCUCAGUAUUGCAGUGCCUGGUUUUUGACUUCUUAAGAGUGUACAGAUGAGUUUCUUUUUUUCAGUGUGUGUGUAUGUGUGUGUGUGUACUGUACAUGUGCCUGCGCAAUAUCCUGCAGGAAAUCCUGAAAAUACAAAAUGUCAAACUCUUUGGAGCCCCUGAAAAGAGUCAGUGUGGUGCAUAUAUCAUCUCCAAGCAUUUCUGUCAGCCACCAUCCUGUCAGACAUCCUGUGGACGGACCUGAAACCUGCACUGGGCUUAAAUCCAGCAGAGAGAGGAGCGGAGGGAGUCAGACGGUGUCAUGGUCCAGCGGAGGCGUCUUCAGACAGCUGAAGCCAGAAGACUUGAAGUAACUGUAUUAUAUGAUGAUGAAUUUCGUGAAAUGAGUAGUGACUUUAAUUGGGGAUAUUAUUUUUAAAUAAUGGGUGUGUGACAAGGUUAAAAUAAACUUUCAAAACUG
This is a messenger RNA of Xyrichtys novacula (pearly razorfish), 52279 nucleotides long. The record is from the annotation of a GenBank genome assembly. Lineage: Eukaryota; Metazoa; Chordata; Actinopteri; Labriformes; Labridae.